GGGCUGUAUAGAAAUUUAAUAAAUAAAUCUAUGAGAGACAUAUAUAUGUCUGAUCUGUUAUACGCUGGCGGUCACAAAACCAAAACCAACAACCCAGAUCGAGAGAAUAGCUUGAAUUCCUGUCAGACCUCGCGCUCGCCCACCGCCACCUCUGAAGAGACAUCGCCACCUCUCUGGGCGAGGCUUUCUUCCUACCUCGACCGCCUCCAGCCCAUCACCUCACCCUCCAGCCGCCUGAGCAGCCGACGCCGUCGACGAAGACGACAACACCGUCACGGCCGGCUCCGCUGUCACCACCACCAAACCUCCCCUCCCACUCUCUCUCUCUCUUUCGCUCGCGCCCUCCCUUCCUCCUUUCUGUGAGGCUGCCCUUCGCAUCAAUCAACGGAGCGAGGCUUCGGAUUGGUCUACGCGCAGGGGCACACACCCCCUCCUCCCCCUCACUUCCCCGCCCCCGUGUUACCUCAGCCGGCGCGGCCCCCGCCUCCUCUCCCGUGGUCUUGCUUCGCUUUCUUUCCCCCUCAGCCAUUUUAAACAGCGUGAGGCGGGCAGCGGACCGGCUUCAGUUGCGGGAGAGGAGAGAUUCGGUUACGGCAGCCGGGGACAGGAAAGAGUUCUCGCUCGUUCCCCGCCCCACAUCACGGUGAGAUUCGCCUGGCGGCGCCCCGCUUCUUAAGGGGGGGAGGGGAGGAGAUCGCUUCCCGCCCAUUUUUAUUUGGGAGAGAUUAUUCACCUGCCCACCCUAUAUAUAGGGUACAUAUAUAUAUAUGCCGGAAUGGGGUCGCCUCUGCCUUCCGCCGCAUGAGGUGAGUGAUGCUGCGUGGCCCUUGCGAAAGACAGUUUGCUUCCUUCCCUCCAGCCGUCGCCAAAGGGGAUGAAAGCUUUUUCCCCGGUCGGGUAGAAGCAGGAAGCGGGGAUCUCACUUCACCUUUUCUUUCAAAGCUGGCUUUCGGGUCGCAUUCCUCUGACCUCGCCUUUAUUAACACGCCACCUGCGUUGCCCAGCUUCCCUUUUCUCUGAGCCACCCAUUUCCCCCUCAGCCUCACUGACCCCCUGCCCUCCCCUCAGUGUGGGAUGUAGCGGUAGAUCAAUCAGCUCAAGGCCAUCCGAUUAAUCGGCAGGGGUAGGAACCCCUCCUCAGGUGGCGCUACUUUUGCCUAGACAGGUGUACAUCCUCAAAGCCGCUUGCCGGUAGGAUGUAGGGGUGUGUGUAUGGAAACCUCUUUGUGAAUUUGCAUGGCUGUCAUUCAGCCUAGAAAAGUAAGGAUUGCAUUCCUCCUCCUCACACUUUUGCUUCCGGCCAUACCGCUAUAUUCCCAAAUGGUUGUCCAUGAGAAGAAAUGUGGUCCUCUGGCACGGAAAGGGCAUACUUCUUUCCUCCCUAAGCCAGGGUUUCUUUAAUCAAAUGAGAGCCCUAAAAUUUGUGUUUGUAUGUUUAAUGUUAAUCCAUUCAACAGGAUUUAUAUUCUGCUUGGGCAUCAGAACCUCAAAUAUAUGUUGUUAUUAAUGCCAUUUUUGUUUGCCUGUUGACCUUCUGAAUGUUUUUUUUUUUUAAUCAAUAAAAAAUACAAUAACAUCAAUAAAACAUUACAGAAACUCAGUAUACAUGGCGGCCCUCACACUUGAGUUGUGUGUGUGUGUGUGUGUGUGUGUGUGUGUAACACAUACAUUUUAUACACAUUUCAUAGAUUAAUCAGGUAAGUUAAAAUUCAUACAAAUACUCAACUAGUAGUGUAAUCUUCUAUAUGUCUGCUUAUUGAGUUCAGGGGGGCUUACUUUUGGUAGGUGGGUAGAGGAUUCCAGUACAGUGGUACCUCAGGUUACAAACACCUCAGGUUACAGACUCUGCUAACCUGGAAGUAGUACCUCGGGUUCAGAACUUUGCCCCAGGACGAGAACAGAAAUCGCACCAUGGUGGCAGCGGGAGUCCCUAUUAGCUAAAGUGGUACCUCAGAUUAAGAACAGUUUCAGGUUAAGAACAGACCUCCGGAACGAAUUAAGUUCGUAACCAAAGGUACCACUGUAUUUGGUUUCCAUGCAGUACAAUUCUAAGUUAACUGGCAGUGUAAAAUUGCUGCUUUUGCUGUUUAUAUGUAUGAGUUUUGACUGAUUUAGGCUACAGUUUUCUCCCACUUACCUAGGAGUCUAUGCUACUGAACUGAGAGGGCCUUAUUUCUAAAUAGGCAUGUAUGGAUUCUGCUACAAAUUAAUCUCUUAUAUCUACAUAUAAUUGCUUAUGAGGAAAAAACAAUGGGUUCUCUUUCUUUUCUUAUUUAGAUGAUGCAUUCCUGGGCUGCAAUAGGUAUCCCAGAAGAGGUCUUCUGUUUUCUCUUCCACAGGAUAAAAUUCUUCUUCAGGGAGAACUUCUAGAGGGGUUGCCAUGGUAGUCUGUUAUAGCAAAAACAACAGGGUCUUCAGGUAACUUGAAGAUUACCAGAUCUAUUGUGGCAUAAGUUUCCAUAGUUGAUGAAAGCUUAUGUGACAAUAUAUGUGUGUGUCAUUAUGAUGCCACAAGACAAGAAGGUGUUGCUAAUUAGAAUGCUUGUUUUUAAAAUGUUUAAUAAAUCUGAUUGUGGAAGCACCUUUUAGCCAAUCAGAAUGCUUUGUGCAGUACAAUCCUCUCUGCAUGUUUACUCAGAAAUAAAUUCCACUUUGUUCAUGUAUGUUUAGGGGUCGCAUGUAAGUAUGUUUCAGGUUACAGCCUUGGCUAAUGUAAUCACUUAAUUGACUAAGGGUGCAGUCCUAAGAUCUUGCAGCUGAGGAAGUCUCUGUACUUGAUGCAGAGUGUAGAGCAGAUGUUCAUCCUGAAAAUGAAGCAUGUUGAAGGAGGUAUUGAAUGUAUCAGACCCCCUUGUUCCCUAACAUGCCUCAAAAAAGGUGUAAAACUGUGUUAGUUAGCCCUGGAGCGGGUGUAUUUAGUCCUCCUAUUAGUGUCAAGAUGAGGAAAUAAAACGGAGAAGGGGAGGGCGUGUAACAGAAGGUAAAAAGGUAAAGGACUCCUGGACAGUUAAGACCAGUCAAAUUUGAGUAUGCACAUCUCUGCUUUCAGGCCGAGGGAGUUGCCAUUUUUCCUCAGACAGCUUUCUGGAUCAUGUGGCCAUAUAACAGACAGGAAGGUUAGGAGAGCCUGGCUCUGCUCUUCCUUUGCACAACGGCUUUGUAGAGUAGGCCAGCGGUGUCUUAACUAUCAGGUAAUUGCUGCCAUUGCACCUGCCAAUUAUUUCUUUCAGCUCCCAGGCAUGGUGAAUUUUGAGAAAACAAAGCAAUUGCUUUCAGAGGGAUCCUAAGGUAGCACACUCUGCACUUCUCAGUCAGAUCCCUAACAGUUACUUGGGGAGUAUGAACAGUACCCAACUUAUCUGACUCCCAGGGAACAAAGAAGUCUGCUUUUAUCUACCCCCACACUUUCACCCAGUAGAAUACGCUCAGUGGUUACGCAUGUAGGAGAUUUCUAGAAUUCUUGAGGUUGGCGUAAACACAAUUUGGAAUCCAGCAAGCAGGCUUCUGGUCUCAUGAGUAACACACCAUAGGUUGUCUGUUGCAGUGGUUUUGAUUAUUGAUAAUGGACCCUGACGUGAGGGACUAGUAUUCUGUCAUGGAAAAGACAAAGGGCUGCAUAUCACAGACCAUUUUUAAGGGCUCUUGCACCCAGGUUGGAUUGAGUGACAGUUGGUAUUUUUUAGUAUACAGGUUAGAUUUGCCGGGUAACUAGUAUGAUACUUUGUCAGGAGAUAGGGAGAUGGCAUAAACCUCAGAGGAAGGCAAAAGUUAUUGCUUGUGAAAAUCAACACUAGAUUUUUGUAUCUUCCUGCCAGUCAAAACAUUCUGUGCGUUGUAGAUUCAGGAGUUGGUGGGAGUAUGUGUUGGCCUUGCUUGGGCAAAAGGAAAUGUAUAGCAUCAUAGAACUGUAGAGUUGAAGGGAUCCCAGGGGUCAUCUAAUCCAACCACCUGCAAUGCAGGAAUCUCAACUAGAUCAUGCAUGACAGAGGACUUUUAUCUACAAGAAAACAGAGAAAUACCGCACACACAUCAUGUUUCACCCUGGAUAGAGGAAGUUAUAAGGGCUAGGUAAUGGUGGUUCCUGUGCCAUUUAUUCCCCUUCCCCAAAAUAAUAUCUAAUAGUCAUAACAUACAUUGAGAAAAUCUUAAGAUAAGCAGAUAAUAGUUAAAAUGAUCUUCCCUUUAUCCUGAUAAUGAUCUUGCUUAGAAGAGAAAGCUACACUGUGCUUGAGUUGAUGGACUCAUCUGUGAGCUCACUUUCUUUCUGUUGCAUCAGAAAGGAUGCGUUGUGUGGAUGUGGGUGAGGUUGUUUGUGGGGUUGUCAUAGGAUUUUUCACUUUCAGCAGCACAAGUACUUGUAUUAACGGUGUGCAGCACUUAAGUUCUCAGAAGGGAGAUAAAUUGCUGCUAUAUUAUUUUUUAAUUGCCUCUUUUGUAUAUUGUUUGUCACACUAGGCUACAUUUAGGUAAGGAGACUUAACCACAACAUAAUUUCCUAUAUAUCUAUUCAUCUGUAAACUGACUGAGUUCAAUUGAAUUUACUUCCAGACAAGAGUGCAAUCCUGGGUACAUUUAAUGCUUGGGAGUACAGCCCAUUGAAGACAAAGGGGCUUAACCACAAGUAGACAUUCGUAAAUUUUUGUGUAAGAUAUUUAUGAAUAACACCAAUUUAUAUAUGUUUUAUUAUGAAUUUGAAGAAUUAUAACUAACAUGGGAUAUAUUUGCAACAUUAGGAUUGUAAUCUGUUUUAAAAGCAAUUUAGCUUGUAUGGGACAAUCUAAUUCUUAUCGCUGUCUUGGUCAGUGAAAUGAAUCCCAGGCUAUUUGGUAACCUAAGUUGAGAAAUUAUUUGAUACCAUGUGUUUUCCCUAGCUAAACUAUGCAGAACUUUCAUUUCUUGGAAAUUGGUAAUCAUGCUAUGAUGAUCACUUUAUAUUUAUGGACUUUCAAGGAAAGCAAAGUUGGACAACACUGUUAGGAAAGUGGGAGAUGUAGAAGCAGAAGAGUAGGAGAGAAAGAAAAGCAGAAAUGAAGAUUUAGACGACAGUAUAAGAGAACAAAAAAAUAGAAGGAGAGGAAUAGGAAGGGACGACAUAGGUGUGUGGUUCUGAAAAAUUAUCAUAGUGGAGUAUGAGCAGUGUUAGAAGCAGAUAUAAUUAUUAUUUUUUGCCAAAUGGUGCCUUAAACCUAGGUUACAGGCUCACAAACUGAAUGUUUAGGCGCCUUUAUUUAUUUUUUUACAAGAUUACAAAGCUGAAAAUGAAUUGUGUAUAUUAUUAGUUCCAUCUAAAAUCUGACGCAUACCAUAGCACAGCAGCAAAAAAACUGUGCACCAGCCACCAGCUACUGUGCACCAGCCAGCCAGAUGGUGGAGAUGUCAGGCACCAUCUUGGCACCCAGGCAUCUUUACUUGGUAGCAAGUGGCCAAUAGCCAGCUGAAAAGGGGCUAAUUUUGAACGCUGAGUAUGAGGUGGUCACCUGGGAUGAAAUUCAUGUGAACAACACUGAAAAGAAGUGUAGAAUUGGCAGAGGAGUGGGGAGGAAAGCAUCUGUAAAGUUGAUAAAGUGUGGCCAAAUGGGGAUUGGAUCCUGCAAGUUGGAGAAGCAUAUGCAUGCUGAUCAGGGCUAGUGGCUCAGAUUUCAAGAUGUAAUCUGAGGCAGUUUAUUUCAGGGUAUUCCAGAUAGCCUUCUUAUCUGUAAUGGGGUGCUGCAGUGGUAGGGUGAAUAUAUGUGGGCCCAUGUUAUUUAAGAAUAUUUUUGUUAAUAUUAGAGAGAUCUAUAGAAUAGGCUUAACAAAACUCAGCAGCAGAUGUUUAUUUCAUAUUUAUUUUACUUAUAGAAUUUCUUACCCACUCUUCAGCAUAAGGUCCCAGGGCAGGUUACAGCUACAUAGCAUGCAAUUAUAAAAACAGAUAAAACUGUUAAAAUUAUAUUAUUCUGUUCCAUUUGGAACAGUUUUACUUUUGUAAUUCUAACAGUUUGCAAGAGGUGGGUCUUGCAAAGAAACAAAAGCAAACCCUUAAUUGUUAGUAUGUGUUGUGUAGCCAUUGUGAGAAAUGCACUUUGACUUGCAUAGCAUUUGGAAUGUUGCCUUUAUUAGGGCCUCAGGUAGGGGUGUGUGUGUAGGUGUAUGUGGCUUAUCACUGCAUAUGUUCAUCACUGUUGCUAAACUCUGCUGUAAUUGUCAUUUCACUUCCUUCUGUCUGCCACUUUUUUUAGUUCUAGCAGCCUUUUGCAUUACCAAAUGUUUAUAUUUUGUUGCUUUUGAGAAAGAGAUGUUAUAUUUAUUGUCAGUAAUGUACCUUGAAGAGUUAUAUUCUGGAUUACAAACAACCCUGUGAGCUGAUUCAGGCCUUUGUCCAGCUAGAGUAUCUCCUUCCCAGGAGCUGAAUGAGAAGUAAGCAGUUCUUUGUGAUUCUUUCCCUGAAUCAGUAGCAUCUUUCUGGCUUCAGACCAGAUGGUUUCCUUUGGUCAUUGGUUUUCAGUAGCAUAAUCUCCUCCCUCUCACGCCCCCUUUGUAGACGCAGCUCAGGAGGCUGGGCUCAGGAUGUGGCCUGAUGCUGAUGUAACAAGGGAGGGGGGAGGCAGAAAGAGAGAAAGAAAACCAAGAAAAUGUGAUUCACUGCUUAGCAGCUUCCAAGGUUGCAUAUUACAUCUUGUCUAUUAUGAUAAGAGUGGACACUAAAGUGUUAUCUUCCGCUUGAGGUAAAAGGCUACAUCAGCUAUGUUUUGUGUUCUUAUAUGAACUAAUUGAUGCAUGUGGCUUUCCUUGGUUGGGUAAAAAGUAAGCUUUCUAUUUAGUAUAUACAGUAUAUAUUGGGAAAGCAGUCACUGAUAUGGCAGCAAUUACCGUAGCCAAUUUGUAGAUAUAAAGCAAUUAUUUGAACACCACAGGGUUUAAUAGCAUUGUCUCAUGCAGUACUGAAGAGCAGGACAUUAUAUAUUUUUUACCUUUCACACUAUCACUCUUUUGUCAUCUUCCAAAAUAGGCACGUUAGUAUAAGGAUAUGAAGCUUUGUUAUGUCCCAACAUAGAGGGAUGAUGGCAGGAUAUAAAUAGUCAGUUGACUUUUAUUCAUGAGUGCUACAUUCCUAAUUGUUUUAGGCUGCAGACAUAGCCAGUUGUGCUUUCCCUUUCCAGCCAUUCAUAUAAAAAUGCAGUUUUGUGGCUUGGGUAACUAGAAAAAUGAAUAUUGUGAUCACACUAUUUUUCUUUUUGGUGGGUGUUCAUAAAACAAACAGGGCCAUUGCUGCUAAAUAUGAUCAAACAUUAUCUCUGGCCAAAAGGUUUGUAAUACAGUGGUACCUUGGGUUACAUACGCUUCAGGUUACAGACUCCACUAACCCAGAAAUAGUACCUCGGGUUAAGAACUUUGCUUCAGGAUGAGAACAGAAAUUGUGCUCCGGCAGCAGCGGGAGGUCGCAUUAGCUAAAAUAAGAACAGUUUCAGGUUAAGAACGGACCUCCGGAAUGAAUUAAGUACUUAACCCGAAGUACCACUGUAGAAGAAUGGCAAUUAAAACAGUCUUUGUGGUCAUCUUUAUUUGGAAACUGUCUAUCAGACAUAAUACUGUUUAUUUGUACUCUUAUGCAAUCUAUACAACUUUCCCAUACUUAAUUGUUGAUUGAAACCUUAAUGGGGAUGCUUUCAUUGUUAUCAAUGGACUGUUGUAUUGACUUCUCAUUUGUAUCACCCCCAAAUCUAAGAAAAAACUAUUGAAUGACAAAAAUAUUAAUUACAAAACAGUGUAAGCUAUCAAACACUAAAAUAGUGUUCCUUAUUAUUGAAGAAUAGCAAUCUUAAUUAAAUGUAUUUGGAAUCAUGAUAUAUAUUUGGCUGAAUAGACAAAGAAAAUAGAAGCAUUUGCUCUUGGUUUGAGCAGGUUAAUAUGUAAUGUAAUGUAAUAUGUAAUGUAACGGCUCUUGCCAACCUAGCAGUUUGAAAGCAUACCACCACAAGUAGAUAAAUAGGUACUGCUGUGGUGGGAAGGUAAAUGUCGUUUGUGUGUGCUCUGACUUCCGUCACUAUUCUGUUGCACCAGAAGUGGUUUAGUCGUGCUAGCCACAUGACCUGGAAAGCUGUCUGCGGACAAAUGCUGGCUCCCUCGGCCUGAAAACAGAGAUGAGCACUGCACCCCAUAGUCAAAUUCAACUGGACUUAACUGUCCAGGGAUCCUUUACCUUUACCUUUUACCUAUGUAAUGUGAUUAUAUAUUAUUACCGGGAGGCGGGGUGCAGAAGGCAGCCAACUCUUGUUGCAGGAGAACAUGCAGAAUAGAACCUUUUAACAAAAUUAAAGCUGUUUAAAACUAGAAAUUUUAGACAUGAGACCUGCGAGUAUAGGGCGGUAUGCAGCAACAAUAGCAGCAGCAGCAGCAACAUCAUCAUGGUGUCAUCUCGGAAUUAAGGCUCACUGAGUUUUGUGGAGUUUGCUCCCACAUAAGUGGGAGCAGCUUAAAUGGCUGCAGUAUUUGUUUAGUUUUUCAUGUUAUAUUUGUUUAUUUUUGACGUAGGAUUUUGUUUCUAGUGUGACUGGCUUUUCAUGGAAAGGAAAUUUGAGCAUAGGAGUCACUUCCUACAAGGGUACUGGAUUAACAAUAGCUUCAUAAUGUCCUUGUAUUUUAAAUGGUGGAGGUGAUUUGCUUUUGAAUAGUCAUAACUACCGUAUUUUUUGCUCUAUAAGACUCACUUUUCCCCUCCUAAUGUGUGUGCGUCUUAUGGGGCGAAUGCAGGCUGCGCAGCUAUCACAGAAGCCAGAACAGCAAGAGGGAUUACUGCUUUCAGUGCGCAGCGAUCCCUCUUGCUGUUCUGGCUUCUGAGAUUCAGAAUAUUUUUUUUCUUGUUUUCCUCCUCCAAAAACUAGGUGCAUCUUGUAGUUGGGUGCAUCUUAUAGAGCGAAAAAUACGGUAUUUUGUAGUUGUACAAGCAUUAUGCUUCCUAGAAUGGUUGUAGUGACUAGCCCUCCUCCUUUUCUCGGACAUGCUGAUUCUGCUAACGUGAAAUAUGCAAACACCAAUACUUAUCUGACCAAAUGGUUUUUCCCCUUGCCUUUUUUGAAUCCUAGUCAUUCACAACUCUAGACCUUAAGCAUGACAGGGCAGAGUCUUAAAGAAUGUUUAAAGAACAGGUAGAUAUUCAGUUAUAUGAUUGCUCAAGGAAGGAUGCGCACUUAAUAUUCUCAUGUGCAGUUUCUCUGGGAAAUGAUUUAAAUAAAUGGAAAAGCAGAUAAGUAACGUUUUAUAGAUGUUUACUGUCUUGCUUUUUAGAGCUCUUAAUCCACCAUUCCUAGGGGUAUGGAUUUGUCCAUAUACAGUUGCCCUUUUGGGUUGUCACACAUUUUUAGAGGCAAAGACUGGUCUGGAACAAAAAGUUUUUUCCUUUUAUGAUUUCUUGCUCAGUGGAACAAUUUCUUAAUUUCUUCUUGCAGUGUUUUUUUUUUAAAGCAACAAUUGGUGUAGCAAUAAAAUUGCUAGCACAUUUGUAAAGCUAAGCAGGGUCCAUUAUAGUUUCACAUUGGAUGAUGGUGUUGUUGAGAUUUCUGCAUUGCAGGGGGUUGGACUAUGAGUUUUAGAAUCCCUUCCACCUCUAUAAUUCUAUUAUUUUAGUACCUUUGGUAAAUGAUUUUAUAAUUUCAGAGUAGAAGAGUAGAAGAGUCUUGUAACUGAUGUCCCAGUAUAGCAUUCUCUUCCAUGUGCAGAAGAUGCAUGCAUAGAGUACCCAUAAAUAGAUUCCAUACUAGUGAUGUUAAAUUCUUGAGAAUAGUCUUUUGGAGAAUAUUCUCGAUUAAUGAGAAUAUUAGAGAAUUUUCAUUUAAAAUAGGAGACUAUUCAUUUUAAUGCAUUGAAAAUGAUAUAAUUAGUUAAUAUACAUGUAAUAUUCAUGGGUAAUCUUGUUCAGAUGGCAGCCAAAACCUGUACAGAUGCUUUCAUUCAGUGGGGCAAUGCAGUGAAUUCACAUUCUUUGAUUUUUUGCGCCAAACUUGAAAUUGAAAAUUCAACGUGAAUGACUCAUGUUAAUCACUAAGCCUGCCGCUAACUGUAUAUUUAGUAAAAGAACCACAGUGAAAAUAUAUAAGCACAAGCCUAUUUGUCACUUGACUUGCAAGUAUCAAAUUAAAAAGUAAAACAUGUUUUAUAGUUAACGUUAAACCAUUCUAAGGUGAUGGCACCAGCAAUUAUCAUGUUAAGGUUUGGUAUAAGGAAAUUCAGUAGUUAAAUCAUAUUUUAUUCUUCCAUCAGAAAAUGUACAUGUUAAAGGACAAGUCAAUAAAUGCAAUUGGCAUGUUAAGGUUUGAUACAAGUAAGUUCUGUAAUAGGCUAUCUUGUGCUUCUAAUAGUUCUAAUACUUAAUAACUGUUUUGGUGACUAAAACACCGCUUGAUAAACAAAACUACAGUCAUACCUCAUGUUACGUUUGCUUCAGGUUGCACGUUUUCAGGUUGUGUCCCACGGCGACCCAGAAGUACCAGAAAGGGUUACUUCUGGGUUUCGCCGCUCACGCAUGCGCAGACACGCAAAAUGACAUCAUGAGCAGAAGCGGCGACCCGUGUGUGCGCAGACGCGGGUUGCGUUCUUUUCAGGUUGCGAACGGGCCUCCGGAACGGAUCCUGUUCACAACCAGAGGUACCACUGUGUAUGCAUACAUAUAAAAAAGAAGCCAUUAACAUUAAAUAUAUUAUCAUUAUAUGAUAAUAUAUUUCAGUAUGUCAAUCUCUGGUAAAUGGCACCUUGUACCAUUGAAUGGUACUGCAAAAACCAGUUACUGGCACUAAAUAAAAAUAUAGAAACGUCAACUGUUUUAAUCAAGGCCACCUCAUAUGCUGUUACACAUAUAGGCCUAGGUACUUUAAAUGUAUAAAGCAUUAAAGCUACUUUCUGUAAAAAAAAUCACACUGUAUGGCCAGCGGUAUCGAAUUACUAAGAAUAAGGUCACACCAAAAUAGAAAAAUGGGUAUUACAUACAGUUGAAAUACAUACAAAUUCAAAUGUUCAUCAAAUUAAAAGAAUAGCAUUUUUAAAACUAAAAAAAUAUUUUCUGUAGCUCACAUUUCAAAACUGCCAGUGGUGAAUGACACAAUGGCCAGUAAUGUAACUGGAUCAAAAAAAAAUCAUUAUUCAUUACUAACACUGGCAAUAUCACAGCUUGACUUAUUAUUUGCUAGAUUUUUUAAAUGUGGGUUGUAAAACUGGUUCUUACAUUAGAAUUUACAGUUUGUGGAGAAUAUUCUCCGGAGAAUUUUCUAGCAGAGAAUAUUUCUCAAGAAUAUUCUCAUUCUCGAGAAUUUUCUCACCUCACAUCACUAGUCCAUACUUCAUUUCAAUUGCUUGCACAUGGACUAAAUUAAAGCCUAUAAUCUACUGCUAUUUAAGAAGUAAUACUUUCUCUUUGACUAUUUUAUGACUUGAUCCAGUAUCUGGCUAAGUAAGAACAGGAUGUGGAUCAAUAUUUUUUUUAGCUGGUUUGUGAGUUGUUAAAUUUCAUUGAAAUUAGCUGUAGUAGUGAUUUAUGGAGCACUGAUGCUAUCUGACUCUUUGUGAAUUUAAUAGCGGAUUCAAGAUGCCAGUGGAUGCAAGCAAUUUUAUCCUGUGCAAACAAGUCACAGCAAGCAACCUUUGGUUCCACCACCUCCUUUGGGCAAGAAUAUAUAAGAGGCCUUGCAAUAUUCAUAAUAGUUAUUUACCAUGUAUCAGUUAGCAGAGCCUAAAAUUACAACAAUUAGCAUAUGGGUGUCUGCAAAAUAAUUGAGGUUAAAAAAGGACCUUGGGUUCAUAAAAGUUGGGAAUCACUGCUAUAUGAGAAGUAAUAAAGCCUAAGAACAAUUUACAGGAAGCAGUAUUGGAGGUGGUGUUAUUGAAGAGGGGAACUGGCAAUAGCGCCUUUGGAAUUCUUAUGAAAUGGUUCUGGGCAUCCUUACACAAACUCCAUGUAAAACUAGAAAAUGAAAUAAGUGAGUAGGGUAGCCAACAAAUAAUUGUAUUCUGUAGCAGUUUUAGAUGGUCUUGGGGUAAUGUGAUUCCGCUUUGCUAGAGGAACGGUGUCAUUUAAUGGGUAGUGCAGUUCUGCCCCCCCCCCCCGGACAACUGCAGUUCAGUUUCUCUUAAUAUAUUCCGUUGUCUUACACAGGUUGGCAAAAAGGGAUCUGUUGCAGACAUUCUAAACCAGAUUAUGAUCAGCUCUUAGAGAACCUAAUGAUGUUUCUCCAAAGAAGCAUUUUUGCUUUUAUCUUUAUGUGUGUAUUAACUCUUUGAAAUAGGUUAUUGGUGCUUAUAAAGACUGCAAAUUUGGUAUUUAACAAUCUUGUAAGUGUUACAAGAAAAAAACAACUGCUCCUUUUCCCUUAUGGAGUAUCCAAGAGCCUGUAUGGAGACCUUAAGUAGGUUCCCUCUCGGUAGGAGAAAAUAACAGAGGCCAACCAGAGAAUAUUGAGAAGCAAAGCAGCUAAUAAGCCCGAUCUUUAUUAAACUGUUGCAACAGGGUCCUCCACUCACUCCACACAGGGAGGGAGGAGAGGAACCCCGAACAAUGGUGUGCAAGCCCUUAUAUAGACUUUUGAAAUUACCCACCCUGUAGCUCAAUACCACCCCCCAAAACACCAUACAGUGGUACCUCAGGUUUAAGUACUUAAUUCGUUCCAGAGAUCCGUUCUUAACCUGAAACUGUUCUUAUCCUGAAGCACCACUUUAGCUAAUGAGGCCUCCCGCUGCCGCCGUGCUGCCGGAGCACGAUUUCUGUUCUCAUCCUGAAGCAAAGUUCUUAACCCGAGGUAAUAUUUCUGGGUUAGCGGAGUCUGUAACCUGAAGCAUAUGUAACCUGAAGCAUAUGUAACCCGAGGUACCACUGUACAUACAUCACAGAAGGAGGUGGUCUCCAACAGAAAUACAUCACGGGGCAGUCUACCACAGAAAUCCUGUUUGUCAGGAUACAUGACAGUGAUCACUGAUUUCUCCACCUAGGCAGCCUGGCCAUUCCUUUUGAGAUGCUAUAUACUUAGUUACUGAAUCCAGGUCACAGGCUCACCAUAGGUAAAGGUAAAGGGACCCCUGACCGUUAAGUCCAGUCGCAAACGACUCUGGGGUUGCAGCACUCAUCUCGCUUUACUGGCCGAGGGAGCCAGCGUUUGUCCGCAGACAGCUUCCGGGUCAUAUGGCCAGCAUGACUAAGCAGCUUCUGGUGAACCAGAGCAGUGCACGGAAACGCCGUUUACCUUCCUGCCGGAGUGAUACCUAUUUAUCUACUUGCACUUUGAUGUGCUUUCGAACUGGUAGGUUGGCAGGAACUGGAACCAAGCAAUGGGAGCUCACCCUGUCGUGGGGAUUUGAACCGCUGACCUUCUGAUCGGCAAGCCCAAGGCUCAGUGGUUUAGACCACAGCACCACCCGCAUCCAUAUUCAUACACAAACACACCCUUAAGACUGGAUUUGAACAAAGGGACAAUGGAGAGGCUUUCCCAUUUCCUUCCUCACUGCAGAGAAUAUUUGAGGUCACUGGAAGAGUCCAAAUGGCUUCAGGAUUGCUCUCCUGUACUAUUUCAGAAACAUGGUUUAUAUACUUAUGUAAUUUAAGUAGAAGACUGUCAUCUUAUUCAAUGUUAUGACCAUCUUUAUAAUGGCAGUAACAUUAGCUAAUUUAGAAACUCUAGUUUUAAGAUGAAAAACCCUUGAAAUCUGUUUAUUGGUUUUGUUGGAACUGCCUACUUGUGCAGUGGCCCGUUAUGGUUGAAUAGUUGCACAGGUUGUUGUUUUUUAAUGGUGUUGGGUGGGGGGUAGAGAAAGAAUGACACAAUGUUUCCAUCUUUUCAACAAAUUUUCUGAAGGUAGAACAUUCUCCUACCUCUUGUUUACAGUUCUCAACAUUUGGAGGUUCUUCUGAUGCUAGGUAAAUAGCUAGAGAGGGAACCAAACUAUGCAGAUUAGGACUACUUCAUAGUAAGAAUCUUGUUUUCUUUAUCUUGUUAUGGUAAACAUGACCAUUUGGCAAUUAUGCCAAAGAGGGCAACGGUUCCCUCAUAAUCCUUGUACAGUAGUUUAAUGUUGAUGUUACAACUGUUACAAAGUUACAAUAACCUUUUGAUUACAUGGCUUGUGUUUCAAAAGACAACAAAUGAAAUAUGGAGACAAUGUGUGGUUGCACCGGCUAUCUAAAGAGCACAAGAGGCUUGUGCUAAUCCAAUGCUGACUUUAGCCUGAAAUUAGUGAAAGUUCCUUAUUUUGUGUUUGAAGGAGUUGUAAUUGGAUUGGUAUUCUAGAAUGUCCCAAUUGAGCUGAUGGAAAUUUGCUUUUUUAAUAACCUACAUAAUGUGGUUACUUGGUCAUCAACUAUUGUGCAGCUAUAUAUCUUCUUAAGAAUAUGCUUCAUCACUUCCGUAGUCAAAAGGUUAUUCUAGGACAUCACUGAUAAACUUGUGUGCUUUUCCUACAGGAAGUACAUUGCUAUUGAGCAAGUCCUGUGAAAGCUGUUUUCUGAUACGUUGCAACUUAAAAUUGCUUAUGAGUGAUGUCCCUUUCUGCAGGAAGUCUGCUACUGCACCAUUUCUGUCAACCCUAACAAUUUUGCAAUCCUAUUUCCUAUUGAUCUACAAUUAGGGUUUUAUUCAACAUGUACAAACUUAUCUUUUGUAUUUCCCAGUAGUAAUUUUAAGCAUGCAAGUUGCUACCCCCAAUUAAAUGUUGUGGCUUGUUCUGAACUUUAGCACCAACAAGGAAAAAUGUUUUGGAAGGGGUGAAGGGGACAAAGAUUACUUUUUAUGUUUCCAUUCUGAACACCCCAUUAGCCAAACAUACUGAGAGCUAGCUUUAUAUACUGGGACACUGGUAAGCAAGCUACAGAACUAGGUUAUUAAGCUGCAUCUUGUUCUUUCACAAAAACAGAAGUAUCAUGUACAGACCAUGCUCCAGUUGUUUUGUGCCAAGAACAGGGAGUUAAGAUAAGGAAAUGGUCAAAACAUACUGCCCACCUGAACAUUUAAGGUAAUUUUAUACUUGGUUAAAACUGCAAGUAGGAAUGACUGAAUAAAACUGAGAAGUAAAAAACAAUUUGAUUGGAGAAAAAUUUGAGGGAUUGUGUUAAGUGUUGCUGUUCAUCAUUGCAACAAUGAGGGUUCCAAUUGCCACCAAGGAAAACUUUGGACAGCUCUAUCAGUUCCCAUUGAUGAUAUAAGCUUUGCAGAAUUGUUCCACUGACAACUCCACUGGCACUUGCAGGAACCAAAUGUGUGGAACCUACUACUGGUUAUUUGAUGGUGCUCUGCGACUUCUUUUCCUAACCAGUAUGUUGAUCCUUCGACUGACACUCCCCUUGAUCUGACUCUUUGUGAAUGUCUCCGCUGAUCAGUGUGAACUGCAAGCAGGUGUGUGUGGAAAGCAUGAUCAGCCAACCACUCCCUCUGCUCUCCCCACCACCAUAUACACACACCUCACACAGACAGAACUGCCAGGCUGUGUGAACAUAGUUAAUAGUCUACAUUGCAAUCAUAUAUUGGGUGACCUGCCCAUUUUCUCAUUUAGCUUCAAAUGUUGAAAGCUAAUGUUCCAAAUACAUAGCUGAUUUUAGGAUAUGUGUGUAGUCUAUAAAUGAAUACAUCAGAAAGUGACUUUCUUUUAAGCAUGUUUCUGAUUCCCUUGGAGAUUCUUCUUUAAUGAGCAGAGAUCAUUUUUUGUUUGUUUGUAAAAAUGCUAAUCUUUAGUGAUCAGAAGUUGGGGAAGCUCUGUGGCUCCUAGUACAACUUCCUAUUCUGCUAUCCCAAAUCUUGAUUUUGCCAUAGUUAAAAACGUUGUGGCAAGAUGCAAUUCAGACUGAUGGAAUACAGCAGUGUUAACAUGGAGAGCCUACAAUUUCAAAAGUCCUAGAGGAUGACCACCUAUGUGAUGGAUGGACAGUCUAAAACUAACAGUGGGGCUUAUGCCGAUGCAAGAAGCAAACAACAGAAAUGCAGUGUAUCUUAAUUUACAUUUAUGAAAAUAACACCGAAGGCAGAAUAAUUAAAAUAGUACUCAGGGUUAUUUGCCAAUUGCUCUUUGCUCCCAGUUACGUAAAAGUAGGCAGCUUGUAUCAAUGAAGCAAGAAGGCACAGACGAUUUGUUUUCCUUUGUACCCAGAGGAGUGGGUGCUAAUGAUCAUACAUCAGUGUGAUAUGUUAUAGCUUGCAGCACUAUAAAAACAUGACUCUUAAGGCUAGAUUUAUAAAAUGUUACUGUGCUGGGGAGGGAUUACGAGCCUGCUAUUGUGGCAGAGGGGUUGGAAGAAGAGCGAUAAGGAGACCAUGACUCUUCCAGCAGCUCACUACAGUUCUACACUUGAGUGUGGAAAAGAGGGCUUUCCCCUUUUCCCGCAAUUUACUUAGUUUCUAUUCUGGUGCAAGAGCACAAAAUUCCUCUGCCUGUUUACUCGCCAGUGUGGAAUUUGUUGUUGCCUAUAGUUUCCAAGCAAGUGUUUAAACACAGCUGUUGAAAACCUUGCUAGGUUUAUCUAAACUUGCCAGCUAAAACAGUUAACUUUAUCCUGUAAUUUAUUUGAUCCUUGGACUCAAUGAAAUUGUGCUUUUUGCCAAAAUGAUUGCUGUCUGCAACCAUGUAAAAAAAAAUGUGGCUGACAACUUCAGCAAUGCCAGUCCCAUUUUUUGCAGCCUAGACCUACUGAUUUGUCUCCCUAUAUUUACAGGAUCCGAAAGGGAUAUUGUGCUUUUUGGGGAAAGAAGAAUAUUUGCUCCCUAAAUGUUAAUAGAAUUUUUAAAAGCAAUACAGAGUAUAAACAAAUAAAAGGACAGUGUAGCUAGCAUGAUUAAAAAUUAUUAAAAGCCUACUAGAAAGAAAAUGUCUUAACUGCUUGUCUGAAAGAUAAUAGAUAAGGGGCCAGAUUUCAUUCUCCACUAACAGUACACUAAUAUUUUAUCACAUCCUUUACAGUUCAUACACUAGUGACUAGCCAUUCAAGAUGAACAUCAGCUCAAAGGUCAACCAUGGUUAUUAGUCUCUGCAGCAAGACAGAUGACUCUUCAUUGUAAAUAAGCUUUUGGGGAUUUAUAAUACAUCAUGAGAACAUUUGUGGCUAUGUAGGAAAGUGCUUAACCAUAUGCAGAAUAUUUAUAUUACAGCAAAACAGCAGUUGCAAAAAUGGUCAGUUCAGUUUGACCUUUCAGAAACAUCACCAUUGCCAUGACAAGUAUUGACUCAUUUCCCCAGAAUCGGAAGUAAUAGGUCAUAAUGCUUACUUAAAAAGAAAAACGUAUUGUCUUAGUAGGCGUGUUCUUGUAGCCUUAUAAGUUUCCUAAUGCAUAUACAGACUAGCAGACAGACUUGGAAGGCUUCGCUUGGUGAGUAGCUGCAGUUUGUGUGCGUAUUCGUAGUUUGACUUGGAUGUGCAAACACCUCUGGUUCAAUAGCAUUAAAUAUUCUGAUCUUAAACCAUUUGUUUUAUUUUUUAAGCUGCUAGCCAUUUCCGUGUGCAAACGGAACAGUGCUUUAAAAAGUCACAUAUUUAACUUUUUACCUGCCCUUUAUAACGUUACAAAUAUUUUGUAGUGGACAUAAAUGUUUCAACUUUUACAACUUUGUAAACUUUACAACUUUGAACAAAAGUACCUUUUAAUUAUGCAGUGCCUUUCAAAGCCUUCUUUGAUAGUAAAUAACAAGUAUAUUGCUGUAUGAAUGUUGUAAUCUCUGGUAUCUUUUCUUUCACAUUAAACCUUGGAGUGGAGGAAAAAAGCAGUUAUGGAAAAUGUAAUCUUGUCUUCUGCUUAUUCCAUGUGCCGCAUUUUAAAAAUUAAUGAUACUGUAACAAGAGGGCCUUCUCAUUAUUCUUGUGACCUGUUUUUGCCUCUACUGUACAGGUCAUGAUUAGUGGGGAGAAAGCUUAACCAUGUGUCCCAGUUUUGGCAACAUGCUAAGCAAAACCUUGGCUUGGCACGACAGUAAAAAGGACCAGGAGGGAGCAAAGCAACUGCAAACUCCCCUUAGUGAACCUGUGCUAUCCUGGUAAACCAUAGUUUGGCUUACAUUGUUGGGCAAACCAGGACUUGACAGAAAUAAAGCUGUGGCUAAAUUUUAGGACAUUGUCACCUGAACAGAAAUAAACAAUGUCCUAGAAUUGCUGAGUUGUAGUUUCACAUCUGUCUAAAUUCCACAAUGAAAAGUGCACACAGGGUGUGAUUUUUUUGUCUGAUCACUUUUAAAGAACUUAUAUUGGAGACCGAACAAGGAUUAGAAGCUGCUUUUAGUUUCAACAGCUCAAUCAUAUAUGUGGCUAUUCAGAAGUAUCAUUGAGUUCAGUGGGGCUUACUUCCAAGUUACGUGAGCAUAAGAGUAAAGACUUACUAUGGUCAUUAAUGCCAGUGGAGAUUUAAUGUUAUGCCAUAGAUACCAAGGGGAAGAGGUGGUGGUGUAUUUGAGUCAGAAUACUCCCAGUAGACAGAUAAUAACAUCUGAAUUUGAUCUCUGUCAUCCAAUUUAAACUAGACACAAACAGAGUUAUAAUAGUCCCAGUUUUGCUCACUCAGUCUUCAGUUUUAUAAUACCUUAGCAUCUCUGACUACUGACUGCAUAUAUUACGAUAGAAGAGUUCAUUAUUCAUGACAUAAAUAAAUUCUCCUCUCACAAUCCCAUUUCAAAGGCAGUUACACUAUUAAGAAACUCUAUUUUUGGUUCCUAAUAUGUUUUAUACAAAUGAUUGUUUUUUAAAAAAACCAAUUUAGCAGUCCGGAAAGGAGGGUGGGUGUGGGUGUGGGUGUAAAAUACUGCAUAUCAGCUAGGCCUGGGCAAUAUAUCCAUAUAUCGGCCAGGACUGGUAUUAGGGGUAGAUCUCAAUGACAGUUUCACUCAGUGGUAUAUCUCUGGUGAAACCACCACUGCCUGAGUCCCUCCUACCAGCACCCUGCACGCUGAGGGAAAAACAAGCUGCAGCCGGGCAUUGGAGGCAGAGGGACUCGGGAGCAGUAGCAGUUUUACCAGCGAUAUACCGCUGAGUGAAGCCAUCAUCGCGGUCUGCCCUCAUACUGCUGCAGAGGGAGAAACAAGCUGCAUCAAUGAGGUGUGAUACAGCUUGUUCCUUCCUCUGCUUCAACAAGCCCCCGUCCCUCUGGCACACAUGCACGCUGGUUGUGGUUGCUUAGCCGGGGUGAGAAGACUCCUGCCCCCCAGCUGAGCCUCACCAGUCCCUCUGUCUCAAGGCAGCAGCAGAUGCUGCCUCAGUUCCCACUGCUGCCUUUGGAUGGAUUGGGGGAGGCACAAACAGGCUGCUUCCUCCUCCCUGUGAGGGAGAGGCAGCCCACCUGCAUCUCUCGCCCAUCCCAAGGCAGUGGAGGUUGUUGCCCCAGCUGCCUCCGCCACCUUGGAACAGGCGGGGGAGGUAUAAACGGGCUACUUCUUCAUCCAGGGAGGGAGAGGUAGCCCGUUCGCUCCCCCACUCUGCCCAUGCCAAGGCAGUGUAUGAGGCAGGCAAACAAACAGAGUGCUAGCACACUUGCCUCAUCCAUUGCUUUGAUAUGAGCUUCUUUCUGACAUUGUGAUAUAGAUUGCAGUGUUUAGCUGGCGGUAUAUUACGAUGUUGGAAAACAGUUAUUGCCCAGCCCUAAUACCAGCCACUGAACUGCCUCAACAUGAGCCAGUAACAUUUUUGUUGCAGUUGUGGUUGUUUUUCCAGUAUUGCAGGCAGAUUCACUGCAAUAAUUUGUGUCUGCAUUGAUGCAUCUUUCUUAUAGGAUUGAUGGUUCUGAAGCAUAAUCAACCCUGGUACUACUUUGGUGAUACAGUCAUACCUUGGAUCUCAAACACCUUUGCUCCCAAAGAAAUUGGUUCCCAAACAAUCAAAACCUGGAAUUGAGCGUUCUGGUUUUCAAACAAUUUUUGGAAACGGAAUAUCUGGCAUGGGUUCCGUGGCUUCCGGAUGCUCCUGUAACCAAUCAGAAGCCAUGCCUUGGUUUUCGAAUGGUUCCGGGAGUCGAAGAGACUCCCGGAACACAUUCUGUUCAAGAACCAAGGUAUGACUGUACUGCUGUCUUCUUUUAGGGAUGAGAGGGAGUUUGUUGGUGUACCGUCCACUGCACUUUCAAAGAUGCCCUGAUAGAGCUGACACGUGAUCAGUAGUAAUAAUAAUAAUAAUAAUAAUUUAUUAUUUAUACCCCACCCAUCUGGCUGGGUUUCCCCAGUUACUUCUCUGUGACAUCAAACCGGGGGAUAUAUAUAUAUAUAUAUCUUACCCCUUUCUCCCCAGCAGGGAAAUGGGGGUGAGAGGUGGGAAACUUGAAUGUACUUGUAAGUAAUACCCUAUAUUGUCAAAAAUAGAAAAUGUACUCAAAAGUAGUUGAAAACACAAAUAGCUUUUUACAAUUUCCAAGGAAACCCUUACAACUUUGUAAUAUUAAAAAUGCUGUCCUUUGAUGUUAGAAGUGGAACAUGCAAAAGAUAAGGUCAUGUAGCAGGUAACCAUGCAACAUAGAUGGGGAACCUUUUUCAGCCUGAGGACCACAUUCCCCCUGUGGUUGGUGAUGCCAGAGACAAAAGUGAGCAGAACUAAUGUAAAUUUUACUGCAUUUGACUCCCCCAGGUCUGAGGUUUCCUACCCCUGCUGUAAAAGAAACACUAAUGUGCCCAUUGCCAGUUCAGUAUGUACAUUUUUCUCAGAAACAAGUCCCACUGAGGUCAGUGGUGCUUACUUCUAAAUAACUGUGCAUAGGAUGGCAGUCUGAAUGUCUGCAGAAAAUAAAAAAAUGACAUAUUUGAAACAGUGCCCCCCUUUUCUGGUUGCAAUUUUGAUAUCCUACCCAUUAUAUAACAUGCUUUGGAAAGCCUUCAAGAGAGCACAACUGCAAUUUUCCUUGCAUGCAGUCCCUUCUCACCUGUGGGUACAGGGCUAAUACUUGAAUACAAGCCUGUCUUAAUUUCUAAUUAUGCAUAUGGAAGAAAACUGUUUCUUUUGUAGUGGAUAAAUGUAUGGGCUAGGUUGUCUGUUUCACUGAUUUUACUAUGUGAAGCAAAUGUUGUCACAGAGUAUAUUUCUGCUGGGGUGCUUUCCAUUUGCUUUAUACCAUCUGUGCAGCACAUGCAGAUUUAAUUGCACACUUAUUCAGUGGUGGUCCUAAUUAAAAGUUUUGAAAUUUCAGUCUUUAUGGAAGGCUAGUGGCCUAAUUCACACAAUCAAAUCCUAGUUCAAUAAGGCAGGGUAUGCACAAACUUUAAGCACUAGAACACAGUCCCUUUGAUCUUCCUUUUGUGCGAGCACAGAAACAAAAGCUACAGUUUACUAUAGUUUCCCUUGACAUGCGAUCAGGCACUAUGAUUAAUAGGUUCCAAACAAGCAACGAUUCAGAAAUCAAAUGUUUUGAUUGCCUGAAUGGCAUCUCAUUGUUGGGCAACAUGAUCAUCUUGUGUUCUCAGUUCUUCUGUUCCAAGAAGCCUUUUGUGAUAUUGUAGAAUUGUAAGAGGUUCAGAAAAGAGCAAUCAAAAUGAUCAAGGGGAUGGAGCGACUCCCAUAUGAAGAAAAGUUGCAGCAUUUGGGACUUCUCUUAGUUUAGAGAUCAGGCAAGUAAGAGGUGAUAUGAUGGAAGUUUAUAAAAUAACCAUGCAUGGCAUGGAGAAAGUAGAUAGAGAAAUGUUUUUCUCCCUCUCAUAGCACUAGAAUUCAUGGACAUUCUAUGAAGCUGAAUGUUGGAAGGUUUAGGACAAAUAAAAAGAAGCACUUCUUCACUCAGUACAUAGUCAAACUUUGGAACUCCCUCCCCCAGGAGGCAGUGAUGGUCACUAACUUGGAAGCUUUAAAAGAGGAUUAGAUAAAUUAAUGGAGAAGGCUAUCAAUGGCUACUAGCUAUGAGGUAGCAAUACCAAUUGCUGAGGAGGGGAGAAUGCAAUUGUGCUCAUGUUCUGCUCACUGGUUUCCCACAGACAUCCGGUUGGCCACUAUGACAGCAGGAUACUGGACCAGAUAGGCCAUUGGCCUGAUUUGACAGACUAUUCUUAAGUUCUGAUGUUGCCUUUUUUAAAAACAAAAAACUAUCAUUUUGUUGAAAAGCAAAAUUUGUUUAUGAUAAAUAGCCAUAUAAAACUUGAAAAUUAAAGUUCUGUGUAACUUUAAAUCUAGAGUUAUAAACAGUCAUCCCCAUCUUACUGUGGACUGAGCAACUUCUGAAGAGUUCUCAUUUCUCCUGGAAAAACUGUAAGUUAGAAUUUUGGUAUACCAAUACUUAUUGUUGAAUAUGUUUCAUUAACGUAUCUGUUUUUUAUGUACUGUUUUUAAAGUGUGCUGAUUGAAGUAAUUUGCUGUUUAGAAAUAUAUCCUAAAUAUAGCCUGUAUCUUUCUGCUGUCAUAUAUUUAAUGUCUACAGCAGUAUUUGAUUGGGUGUGUGGUUACUAUCAACCUUUGAAUUGGGAUGACUAGCAACUUUUUCAAAACAGGCCUUCUAGGUGUUUAAAACAUCUGGAUCUGAAAGUUUCUCAGGUGCAAUUUACCAUGCAAUUUUCAUGGUAACACUUCAGGUACUGCUUGGAAAAAAGAUGAAAUAAGAUAUUUGUGUGACUAUUAGAAUUACCCAAACUUUUAAUAGGUUAUGUGGCAUUAACUCCACAGUCAGUUGGAUAUAAGCUUUUUUCAUAUCACACUCUGUUUUUAACUGGUGGAGUACUCUGAAGUGCACAAACUUUUAAUGAGAUUAUGUGUUUAAAAGCUUUGAAGUGCACUUUUCUUGAUGCCAGUGGGUUGACCUUAAAUAAUAUGGAAACAAUUAAAACACUGUUUAAUGGUGAGACUUUUCCUCAUCAUUUCAAAAAAAACAAUAAAUGGAGCACCUUUGGGCCAUGCUACUUUCUACAUUAAGAUACCAUACUUUUCUGUGUAUUAGAGGAGGGUUUUUUUUACUCCCAAAUAAAGUAAAAAAAUGGGGGGUCAUCUUAUACCUGGGUAGUGCAGAGGGGGGAUGGGCGACUGGUUGCAUCCGCGAGCAGGAUCUAGCGAUUGGGUGGGUGAAUGGUGUCUGCUGCAAGGGCUGCUUUGGAUUGGCUGCUGCUUUGUCAAAUGGGCAGGUUAUUAGUGGAUAUGGCAAGGGCUGCUUUGGAUUGGCUGCCACUUCGGCAAUUUGGCUUGCGUUGCUUGUGAUUGUUAGCGUUUGCCAGCUGGGUGAGUGAUAUUCAGUUUGGCAUCCCCCCCCCCCAAUUGCUCAACAACCAUGGGCAUUCCCCCCCGAAAAAGCUCAACAACUCUAAGCCAUCUCCCCCCAUUUUCUUAAAUUUGAGCACCCCAAAAUAGGGGGCGUCUUAUACAUGGGGGCACCUUAUAGACAGAAAAGUACAGUAUAUUUUCAUUGUAUAGCUUUUUCAGUCUGUCAGGGAGGUGCUUCUUAAUAACUACUCUUAAACUUUGCAGUUUCCAUCAGUUUCCAUCAGCCUUAGUAUUGAAUGAUUAUUUAUGUUCCUUAGGUAGCCUGCGUUGAUUUCAGAUCUUUUAUUGUGGAAUUGGUGCUAUUAAUUCAUUAUGAAUAGAGAUGACAGCACUGAGCCUUUUGCAAACUGUAUAUUGACCGGCAUUGGCCAGUUCCAAGCAUCUUAAAUGUAUAUUGCACGAAACUGAAUCCUGAGGGAGCUCCUCUGACAGCCCAAAAAAGUUACUUUAGGAGGAGAAGAUUGGAAGUAAUGGUGGAUGAUAGCGGGGCCCUAACCAAUCUGCUGCUUCUGCUGCAUCUCCUCCAUGGAGCCCAAGUGCAUGUUUUACAUUUUGGACCCAGGUGAGGGAGACAGGGUGGGAAGUGAUGGGAAGCACAGAAGCAGCUAAGGAAUUGUGCACGCACGCAUGCAUGUACGCGCGCGCGUGCGCGCGCGCACACACACACACACACACUUUCUCCAGUCAAAAUCUCCCCAUUCCAAAGAAGCUUUUCCUGGAGGGGAAGGAGAAGGGAGUUCAGAUGCACACAUUUAUGUAUAAAUGUAAAGUUAGGCUCUGAAUUGGUGUUGCAUGCUUUGUCUGUUGUCAGACUUCGAACACAAAUUUUCCAGAUCUUUUCUUAAAUUAUGUCAUAUUGUAUCACUGUUCCUCACUAGAGCUUUAACUAGCAUUAACAUUUCUGCCCAUGUGUUUUUGUGUUAUGUGCAACUUACUUCUACUGGAGUGUUUAAUUAACUGGGGGGGGGGGCAUCAAAACAGGUUUUAAGGAAAGCUAAUGCAAAUUAAUGUAAUUUACUUGAAAGUCUUGGGACUACCAUUUUGUUUUUGGCAAACACAAUAUAUUUUUAGAAGUCCUAUUUGGAGCUGUCAAAAUAUACUUCAUUGGAGAGCCAUGGCUGUCACAUUUUAAAAUGGGAAAACAAAAUGAGCAUGCCAUUAUGUGAAAAAUAACUAAAUUUGCAGAUAGCCAUGCUAGUUUAUCAAGAGAAAUGUAAAAGCAACAGUAGUAGCUUUUAUUCAGAACAAUUCAAAUAUCAGCAAAUACAAAGCAAGCUUUCAUUUUUAAAGAAUUCACCUUCAGCUAGAUGCUAAGCUUAAAAAAAAGAAAGGGAUAGGAUAGGAGAAAAUGAACUUUUAGAGCAUGAUGGGGGGAAUUAAAGUGUCUAUAACAUCAAAAUGUAGCAUGUCAAUUGUUAUAUAAAGCUACAUUAGAUCAUGCUCAAAAUCUACAAAACACUGUGUUCCAUCUUGCUACAGCAUGCAGACUUGUGGGGGGGGAGGUAUUUUAAUCAUGCCCUUUUAGAUAAAUGGAAAUUAUUCAUGCAGUACAUAGUUAAACUAUGGAAUUUACUCCCACAGGAGGAAAGAUUAAAAGAGGAUUAGAUAAAUUAAUGGAGAAGACUAUCUAUCAAUGGCUAUUAGCUAUGAUAGCUGUGUUCUGCCUCCACAGUUGGAGGCAGAAAUACUUCUGAAUGGCCACUGCUAGAAACAACAGGAGGGGAGAGUGCUUUUGUGGUGAAUCUUGCAUGCUGGUUUCUCACAGGUAUCUGGUUAGCCACUGUGAGAACAGGAUGUUGGACUAGAUGGGCCGCUGGACUUGAUGGGUCAUGGGCCUGACCCAACAGGCUUAAACUGGUUCUCUUAAACUGGUACACAAGCCACCAGGUGAUCCAUGUUAAAGGUUGCAGAAAAGUUGAGGAUAUCUGUAGUUUGCACUUUAUUCAUUUUUUGUUUUGAUCAGAGCCAUAUUUAUCAAUAAGGCCAACAAGGCUGUGGCUUAAAGCAUCAUAAUACAGUGCUGUUUUUAACAGUGUCAAUAUGGAAUACGAAAAAGUGCAAGUUGAAACUCCCAGAAAUUUUCAAGUCAUCCACACAAGGACAAAGGUGUUCAGAACUGCUGCCGUAGAACCAUAUUUUUUCCUCCCCACUCCCCCGGCCUUUUUUUUUUUGCUGAACAUCUAGCAGCUCAGUGAAAGUCCUGGGAAACUGGAAAGCUUUCCCACUUACUUGUGAUAUUUUGGUUGACUCUGAUAAAAGUUAUUGUACCACAGUUACUUUGGGAUUUAACUAAAUUAGAUUUAAAUUCAUGGGAAAUGUCUUUUUUGGAAUAUUGGUAAUGUAAAGCAUUUUCACCUAUGGAUGUAAAUCAUAUAUUUAUGUUUCUAUAAAAGCUAGACACUCUGUAGGAAUUACUAUUCCAAUUUGAGAAAAUGGAAACUAGGGGAUUUCUUACAAGUCAUAUGGCUGUUACAUAUGAAGCACAAAUUUUUAUUUAUUUUUGAUGGUAUACAUGGCUGGCUUCUUUGCUAAAUUUCCUCAAAGGAAUUGAGGCCUUGACAGAUAAAGUUUUACUGUGAUUAUAAAUAUGAAUCAGAAAUUUAUCAUGUUGCACUAUAUAAUUAAAUAACAUUUAUCAGCUGAGUAAUACAUGCUACUAGUCUGUAGCUGCUGCUGUACCUUAGAGCAAAUUCAAUUAUCAUGAUUAAAUAUUGGGUGCUGCAGAAUCUUAAUUAUUGACAUGCUAGUCAGUCAUUUAAAAUCUAUUUUUAAAGCACAGCGUGUUUCAUCCUGAAACAUCAAAUAUGUUUAUACAUCACUUUGAAUACUGGGGUAUAGCUGUCUGAAUUCCUUGUUCCUGAGGAAUUUCCUGUCCUGUGGUUCCUCUGCAUUAUGCUUCAUCAAUCUGUCCAAAAUAGUCCUUAUCCUGAAGCAUGCUGCAACCCUCCAUUAAGUGUGUAAAGAGAUGAUCCUCGCUUCUUGCUCCCUCAUAUCAGAAUGUUUUGGGCCCAUUUCACAAAACAGUGUUCUGUGCAGCUUCCAGCAUUUCCCCUGGAAAUUGUGAGGAAUAUUUAAGAAAGCCCUAGUGAAAUGGGAGUGAAUGUUGUUCAGUCAACGCCUAUCAUUCCUCUAUCCAUCACUCACUUUCUCCGUUUGCAAAUUUAAACCCUAACUCCCAUAUAGAAUCAAAGACCUAUGAAGAUGAAAGACACCCUGAGGGUUAUCCAGUCCAAUCCCCUGCAAUAUGUCCGUAUUGUGCACAAGACCACUGAGGCUGAUCUGAUUGCAUAUAAGGAUAGGUUUUAUGAAACCAUGGUUAAACUGCAGUGCUGUUAUUUGAACAGAAGAAGCUCCUUCCACAUAAGAAGCCAAAAUCACAUAUCUAUAUUGGCUCAUGCCUGAAUAUUGGGAUAUGUUUAAUACCUUGUUUCGAUCAAACUGUUUGCCAGUCUUAAAGCAAGGUCAGAAGGGAGGCUGUGGAAGCAUUUUGCAAUAAGCAAUUGCAACAGUUCAGUAUUUUGGCCUGCCAAGGAAUCUGAAUGUACACAAGUCCAGUAAACAGUGAAUUAAUGUAGCUUCUGAGUCAUAAACAGCCUGCUAAAUCCUCUCCUGCUCAAGUAAAAAUAUUUAAAGAAAAAGCUAUGAACUUUUGAACACAAUGAUGCAAUACUUAUUUGCUAAACUGGAUUAAAAGUAUAACAUUUUAGGAGUGCUUCUCAAAAAUAUUUGAGAUGGGGUAGAUGGAACAAAUAUUUAUUUCAAUUUUAUUCUCCUUAAAAUCAGUUAUGUGAUGUAUAUAAGUAUGAAACCAGUUUUUUCAACCUCCAGUAUCUAGCUGCAUUUUAUGAUGAAACCAAUAAAGGAUUGAAGCUAACAAACUGUUACUAAUUUUGCCUCCUGUUAUCUGAUUACCUAUGAUCUUCAACCACCAAUAAUCUGCUGCUGGCUUCCAGUAUUUCUAACAUUGCAGUGAUUACUCUAAAACUGAACCACCUAAACCUUCAUUCUGCUUUUGUCUGCGGCUGCUUCCACUUUUGUCGUGCAAAAAACUAAGGCACUUCGAAUCCCUGAAGGACAGGAGACAGAAAGCCAUCCAUUAUGAACCCUAAGCUAGGACUACGCAUCUUUCUCUUGCUUCCUGUGUACUUGUUGAUAAAUCUGUACAGUGCCCUUAUAUUCAUUCCAUGGUAUUUUCUUACAAAUGCUAAGAAGAAAAAAGCUAUGGCGAAGCGAUUAAAAGCUAAACCCGUCUCGGACAGUCCUGGAAGCCCAUACAGAGCCAUUUCACAUCUUGAGUCAUUAGCCACUAUAGACUUGCCUGGAGCAGACACUUUGGACAAAUUGUUUGACCAUGCUGUUGCAAAAUUUGGGAAGAAAGAUUGUCUUGGAACAAGAGAGAUCCUGAGUGAAGAGAAUGAAAUGCAGCCCCAUGGAAAAGUAUUUAAGAAGGUAAUAACUUUGGUAAAUGUUUAAACACCAUUAAUAAGGUAUUUUUAAAAGGUUGAUAAUGUCUUAAAUAUCUUACUUGCAGCGAAUUGGGAUCAUUUUUUAAAGCACUUGGUAUGUUUAGAGGUUCUUGAAAUCUAUGCACUAUUAUUUGUUAUACUAUUCAAAUAGUAAGUUCAGGUUUUUAAAAAAACAAAUACUUUUUUGUUAAAUUAGUAAUAAAUAGGUCAAUGCUCAUUUCAAAAGGCAUCACCCACUGUUAAGUUACUUUGUCAAGCAAACAUAGAUAUGAAGUUUAAUACUUGUUCCAAGUAUUGGAACUAUGUACUUCUGUCUGAAGAUAUUUACUUUGUAUAUAUUUCAGUGGCAUUUCUAUUGCCAUGUGGAUUGUUGGCUGCUAAUCAAGGGAGAGGAUUCUAAAGUACUUCAGAGAACAAUGUUAUUGAACAAGCUGUAUUGAUAGAGUACGAAAACGUCGUAUUUGCACAGACACCUUACUGGGCAGGUUUCUUAGCACUACAAACACAGCUGGCCUAUUUUGAAAGUUACCUGCAUUUCUUUUAGACCAACAUUGUGGCUGACUUUCUUAAUGAUGAAUAAAAUAUUUAGUUUUUAGGCACUCUUGUUCUAGCAAAUACUGUCUCAUAUUAUAUUGAUCAAGUCAUUCAACAGUAUAUUUUACUUAUUUAUUUAGGAGCCUACUAACCAAAGUUCUUGUAUAUUAAACAAGUGUUUUACUCUUUAACCAGCUGAUCUUAGGAAACUAUAGGUGGCUGAACUAUGAGGAAACUAACCAGAAACUGAACAACUUUGGGAGAGGAUUAGUUUCACUUGGGCUAAAACCAAAGAGCACAGUUGCUAUUUUCUGUGAAACCCGAACUGAAUGGAUGAUUGCAGCACAAACCUGUUUCCGAUACAGCUUUCCUCGUGAGUAUUGAUGCUUUAUCUGGCAUAUAUGAGCAAGUUUGUGGAAAAAUAGGACUCUGAUCCCCAGGCUCCUUGUUCCCUCCUUUCCUGGUCCUAUAUUUCCCCCCUCACUGCAAUGUUAUCUCCUAGUUAUCAAAACAGGUAUGUAACUUUAAAAUACAAUGCCAGAGUUUACUGUCCAUGAUGUUUCUGUGUAAAACUCAAAUGUACACAAGGGUAAGCACAGUCGUCAUUUGGAAGUCUCUUGAUUUGCAUGAAUAGUCGCUGUAUUUUUCUUACAAACUUCAGAAUUUUGCAUUGGUGUGUCAGGUUUAUUCUGCUUUGGGAUAGUGGUGGGGUUUUUUUGCAGUAGAUGUGAAACAUAAAAUGAACAUGAAAAACCAGAAUGCUUUUACUCAUUCCUCAAUGCAAAAUAAUUGAUGAUGGCUAAGGAAAUACAAAUUUGGUUUUAGCUUUUUUUUUAAAAAAGCAAUCUCCUCCUUUCUGUUAAACAGUUGUUACUUUAUAUGCGACCCUUGGAGAAGAUGCAGUAACCUAUGGACUGAACGAAUCUGGAGCAUCUUAUCUAAUCACUAGCACAGACCUUUUAGAAGGCAAACUCAAGGUAAGUCUUGAUGAGAUAUCUUCAUUUGGUAUAAAUAAUAUUAAUCUUGCAAAAGAUAUGGGUUGGGUUGCUGUUAAGUUUCAUGGAAAACUAAUUCAACAUUAGGCUGAAAUUCUGGAGAUCAUGUGGACUAACUUGUGGCUAUGUGUAUUUUGUAGUGGGGAUGCAAAGUAUUGUCUUGGCUUAUAAAUCAGUGGGACUCUCAAUAAAUUCCCUUCAUUGAAAUUAUUUGAAAAUUCUAAACAAACAAGUAGCAUAUUGACCACCAUGAUUUGGGCACAAAGCUGGAAAGCCAAAGUGGAAACAAUAUUGAUAGCUUCUCUACCUUUUGUGCAAUGUUCAUCUGAAGGUUUUCAUAGUUCUAGUAUGAACUAAUAUAUAAAAAUAUGCUUCCAUUUGGACUGGAUGUUUAGUGGCUGCACGUAAGGGGAGUAGAUUUUUAAAGCACUGAUACUAGCCCAAACCAUCAUAAGGAUAGAGGUAUCAAAAUAAACAGGAAAUAUGUUAAAAUCCUUUUCUGUACACUGUGUAAUCAACCUUCAAAUAUUUCUUCAUCAGAAUGUUUUGUCAGAAAUCCCCUGCCUCAGACAUAUCAUUUAUGUGGACAAGAAGACUAUCAAUAAGUCAGACUAUCCUGAAACACUAGAGAUCCUUAGCAUGCAAGCAGUAGAAGAACUGGGAGCCAAAUCAGAAAACUGUAAGUGGACCAUGUGAAAAGGCUAGUACAGCUGCUUAAAGUUAUAAAACACUUCUUUCACUAUAGUAAGCAAAGUUGUAAAUAUAUGUUAAUCAUAGGGAAGAAGUAUGAAACUGUAAGCUGUUUAAAAUAUAAGCUUCUCCCUCAAUAUUGUAUGCACAUGUGUAUUUAUUUAAAAUGUUUCUAGCCCAUCCUUCAUCUAUAUCGGGAUAGGAAACUCUUUCCAGCCCAGGAGACACAUUGCCUUAUGGGCAACUUUUUUGGGAGCCAAAUACCUGUGGUGGUGGGUCCAGAUGCAAAAGUGGGCAAAGCAAUGGUGUGACUCUUACCCUUGUACAGUAUCUUACAUUCUAGCCAUGAGGUUUCUAUAACUACCACACAUCUCUUCAGCCUCCUUUCAGGCAAGCGGCAUUAUCACAGUUCAGGAACACAUUUCAGCCCAGGUUAAAUGAGUAAAGGAAAGUUUGGCCUGUGGAAUGGGUGUGGUCUGGAGAGUGUCCCAGGGGCCAGAUAGAAAAGGCCACAUUUGGCUUCUGGGCUUGCAGUUGGUUCCCCAACACUGAUCUCUAUAGAUAUGAGGGUGAAGUACAAUAUAUACUGUACAGUACAUAAUAGAAACAAACCAUACAAUAAUCUUAUAAAACCCUGCAUCUGAAUAAAUAGCAGAUAUAAUCAAAGUACAGUAGCAGGUAAGAUCAAACUAUCAAAUUCUUAAAAUGCUGUGUCAAGUAAGUCCUUACAUGCUGCUGAAAUAAUAACAAUGUCACCACCAGUUGCACUGCUAAAGAGGGGGCAUUCCACAGGCACUCUAGAUUGGCAAUUCUUAUUCCAGUGAGUAGAGUAUUAAAAUUUUGAUAAUGCAAUAUUCCAGGGAUGGGGUCCCAUUUGGUCCACCAGGCUGACAAAUUUUCCAAAAACCAUGCUCACCUCUCCCACAUUGAUGUCAUAUGUGAAGUUGGAUGUAGGACAGGCAGAUAUGUGGCUGGAUCAGCUGCAGAAAGCAGGACUGAAUUCCCUGUGCAGGGAUUUUAAUUCUGCUUGGUCGCUGUCUCCCUCAGUUCCCACGUCUAAAGCUUUGGUAGGUGGACAGAAUUACUACCCCAGGGUAUAUUCCAUACUUGUCCUGUUCUGGUCCCAUAUAUGAGCCCACAAGGCAAGGUAAGAUUGGUUUUCACAGCACCAAGGAGGACUAGUGAACAAUUUGUUCUGACAAGGGUUGGAAGUGAAUUGAAACCUCUUGUGCUUUUGCCUCCAAUCCACCUCUGAUCUUUCCUUCUUGAGGACUAGAGUUUUCUUAAAAGACUAACUCUCUGGCCUGAAGACAGACACAUCUCCUGCAGUUCAUGGCUUAUCACUUUGUGUAGUCCUUGUGGCACUAGAGUGGUUGAGGUAGUGGGAGAAGCGUGCAGGCCCUCAGGCCCAGGAAAUACACCUAUAAGAAUACUGGAUUUGGUUUUAUUUCAGUCCUGCUGCUAUAGGAGCUAGUUCAAUGGGCUCCUGCCUGCAAGCCUCAAAUUAAGUGGUCCUAGCAUCAGGCUCAAAGCCAGGAAUCUGGUCUGGUUCCUUUGCUAGUGACACUGUAGCCUCUGACCUGGUGUGCUGGUCACUGCUGGAUUCCAGGUUCACAGCACCACUCGCAUUCAUUUUAAAACUUGCCUCAUAACAGUCACCUUCAGUGGAAGAGCUUUAUCCUGUUCCUCUGUGCCUGCAUUGGAGCAAAGCAUCAGGAAAACAGCUGAAUCUUCCAGAUGUCAGCCAUAAGUUGAUAGUUCUUUCAAGUCCACCUGAAGCCUUGGCAGAGGGGCAAACAAAGCACCCAGUCAACCAGCUAAUUUGUCAAUAAAGAUGAAGCCUAUUUUUAACCCAUAGCCAGAACCAUGCAUCUUGUUCAGCAGGAAUAGAUAUAAUCAAAACGACACCAGCAGGGUAUGGAUCCCAUUCCUGAGAACUAUUUGAGCCCUUCUCCAAGCAGGAUACUUUUGAUUUAACAUCAAUAUAAAAAUGGCAUGUAGAUGUGUCACAUAUCUUAGUCUUUCACUGCUUUCUUCCCAGUGAGAUUAAAGUUGCUUUGGAAAUUUCCAUUGCUAGAAAGAAGCCCUAGUUCUAAGCUAAGAGACAGAAACUUCUGGGACUUUUUGACCUUUUAUAGGAAUGCAGAUAAGAGUAUUCGGGUUUUGGUUUCCCACACAGAGAAAGCACUUACAGUCGAAUUUCUUCAUAAAUUUUGUUUAUACCUUGUUUUUCAGCUAAGAUUGGCAUCAAAUAUAAAAUAUAAAAUUCAUUUUCUGUGAUGUACUGAUCUGUAAUGUUUGUUGCCCCUGAUCUUUUUUCUAGUAAAUAUCUCUCCAAGUCGACCUACUGCCACAGAUAUGGCCUUAGUAAUGUACACCAGUGGCUCUACUGGGAAACCUAAAGGAGUGAUGAUGAUGCAUAAAAACUUGAUAGCUGGAAUGACAGGACAGUGUGAACGGAUACCAGGGUUGGGGUAAGCAUUUCCUGUUUUUCAAAGAUGUAUGUCAAAAACUCAAACUCCAUUUUUAAAGACAACACUGUCUUUCUGUAAUCAUUUAUGGUGCAAUCCUGCUUUCUCCCCAUGGAGGAUCAGGGCAUAGCAGCAUACCUGUCAACAGCAUGGCAACCAGAGGAAUUGGGCCAAUUAACGCCUUUUUGGUGCUUCCUCUCACCUGUCACUUAGCAAUGAUUAAAGUUCAUGUGGGUGGGUGGCACUUGCUGUUAACUGCAGCUACUGAUGGACAAGCAAGGAGGGAGGGCAGAGAGGAUUAGGUUGGCCCAUUCUAAACCCUCUUCCUAUCACUUUCCAUUCCUUUCUCUAUGUGUUUUUACAUCCUGCCCCCAGCAGAUAGAGAGGGGGACUGCACUCUGGCUGAAUCAUUAGCAUGAGACUUAACUGACAAGGACUAGAAUGGGUUAAACAGAACAGUGUUCAAAAGAAGAGAUAAAUUAGUCUGUAUAAGAUAAAAGUUAUGUGCUUUUCCUAGGAAAUGUUAUUUAUUGAUCCUAGGUUCUUACUUUGGCUAUUUACUUACUUCUUACUGGAUUAUAACUUUGCACCAUGGACAGGAUCAUUCUAAGGCUUUACUACAGCAACAGUAGUGAUAGAGUAUUUAACUGUGCUGCUAAAGUUAAGGGGGAGACAUAGGAGUGGAAAACAAACAAACCCUUUAUAAAACAGAAGUCUGAAAUGUUUGAAUACUAGUCUGAGGAUUUUGCAAUAGACUUUUUGGGCAUCAUAUAUGGGGCCCCACCAAACUGUGCUAGAUAUGUGGGGAGAAGACCAGACAAAGGAAACGUAAGUGCUGGUGGCUGAUACUUCACCAGUAUUUUGGAAAUUGGGUACAUCUUGGAACUGACAUGAAUGCACCAAAGGGAAGGUUUAUUGCCUGGAAGAUUAUUGGUGAGGAAGUGGGAGAAUAGAAACAGACUUUAAAUGGAAACCUGUUGUAGCCUUAAGAAGGGCAAUAAUAAAACAACAGUGGAAACCUAUUUUAACCUGAUGUCUUCAAGCUGGAGAGAAUACUCUGCUUGAAAAUAAUUGACAAGUCCAGGAAGUUGAAUAGUAGGUUCAAAAUUCUUCCCUUUGGUGAGAUGUUUUUAAAGCUUUCGUCUGUUCAGUAAUUUUUGCCUGGCUAUAUGUUAGAGAACAUAGAUCCAAGAAGCCCUCAAUUAUGAAAAAGGAAUGUAGAAUAAAAACUGUUUUCUGUGCUUUAUAAAAAGAGGAUUAGACAAAUUCAUGGAUGGCAAAGCUAUCGGAGGUUAGUCUCCACAAUGGCUAUGUUAUACCUCCACUGUCAGAGGCAGUAUGCCUCUGAACAAAAAUUGCUGGGAAUCACUGGUGGAGGAAGUGCUGCUGCACUAAAGUUCUGCAUGCAGGCUUCCCAUGGAUAUUUGGUUGGCUACUUUGAGAACAGAGUGCUGGACUGGACGGGCCUUUGACCUGAUCCAGCAGGGCUCUUUUUAAGUUCAGAUAACCUGCAUGCUAUACUGAAUCACAUAAUUUUUCUCCUUUAGACCCAAGGACACAUACAUUGGCUAUUUGCCUCUGGCUCAUGUAUUAGAACUGACAGCAGAAAUUUCCUGUAUUACUUACGGCUGCAGGAUUGGAUAUUCCUCUCCUCUCACACUAUCAGACCAGGUAAGCAAAUGUAUUGACCUCUCCUGUUGGUUGUUCAGAAAGAAAGAAAUGUAUUAACAUUCAGUUGAAUUAACACAACAGUUGUGAAUAGCAUGGAGAUGAUUAGCAAUCCUAGACUUGCCACAUGUUCAAAGCGCAGUAGUGGCUAGUGUAGGAAAGUGUAACAUCCAAAAAGGCACUCAGGAAACCUUGCUCAGGAAACUGGUUUUAGAAAAAUCUAGUUCAACAGCAUGAUCCACCCCUCACCACCCAUAGUCAUCUUUAGGAUCAGCUUUACAACUAAAUAAAAAGAAUUGUACCCAUCCAUAGCACUCUUAACAGCCUGCCCAUAUAUAUGUGUAUAUAAUGGAGUGUCUUGAACAGGCAAGCCCAUCAGUUGCUUACCCUGACGCACUAUAAUAUGUUGAACAUGCAAUGAAUAAUAUUUAUCUUGCUCACUAACUGAAUAGCAUGCACAGAUCUGUGAUGCCAGGAAAAGUUUUGCAGCUCCCUUAUUGUGUGAAUAAAUGGAUUUAAGCUAGGUUUCAAAGAGCACCACUCCUCAGUAUUUUGUUUCAUUACUUAGUUGCAUCAAGCCCUGCAGAUAACCACAUACAACUUUGCUGCUUCUUUUAGUAUUGAAAAGUGUAUUGUUAGUGGGCUUUCUUGUGUUUUUGAGGUUCAUUCUCUUUCACUGAAUGGAAUAAAGUAAUUGUUUUUGGAAUGUGGCAGUCUUAGGGCUAUUAAUGUACUUUUAACCGAGAUUCUCAUACUCUUUUCUUGCAGUCAAGUAAAAUUAAAAAGGGAAGCAAAGGAGAUUGUUCUAUUUUGAAACCAACAUUGAUGGCAGCUGUGCCUGUAAGUAUGGGCUGGGACAAGUGGCUAGUAAAAUACUUUUAUUUUCCAUAUUUUUUUUUAAAAAAAUAUUUAUUAAGUAUUCCAAUUUAAUAAUCCAAUAAAGGCCACAUUAAAGAUAUUCCGAAUUUUAAAAUAUCGAAACAGUCCAGAUAUUAAGCCAAACCACAAAUCUUUGUUUGACUUCCUAUGCUCUGAGGUUGGAGGAUUGCCAUCAUCUCACAUUUGCGCUGCUUUCUUAAUUAGUCCAGGUGGUUCCCAUAAAUCAAUCCAAUGUUAAUCCUUCGUUCAUUUUCACAGCCUCUGAGUUCAUCCAGCAAGCAAGUUAUAUCAAAACAGUAUGUUUCUGUGUGGGUGUUUAUUUUCUUCCAUGUUUUUCACUUUGGCUUCUUCAUGCCAGUUGUUACCCAAUACAAUACAUCCCAAAAUGGAAGAAAUCUGGCUUUCUGUCAAUUGUUACAGGCAUAUGUCCAAACCUUUCCGUUUCGUCUCAUACCAUACCAGAACAGAUAAGCCUGUACUUUGGCUAGAAGCCUCACUUCCCAUCUUCUGCUCUUAACAGUCCCAUCAGAAUUAAUUGCAAGUUUGUAAAUCUUUUCCACACAGUUAAUAAUUAGAUCAAAAUUAUAUCAAUAUUACGAUACAGUCCAGUCUCACUCGCAUACAUAAUCAAUCGGUAUUCAGACUUUCCAGGGGGAUUUGCCAAGUAAAAUAGCAAAUACGCAGUAUAUCAAAAAGAAACAAAGGUGGCUCCCCCCCCCUUUCUAUUCCGACAUACCAGUUUCAUAGUAAAGAUAAUCUCUCUUCCACUUGAAUCAUUUAGCUCCUCAGUGGCUGAAUCAGUUGGCAGAGUAGUUUAUCUCCCCUCACUCAGAGCAUGCUCGUUAAUUAAGUCCGAAUUAUCAUCUUAAAAAACCAGGAGUUUCUUCGCUCAUGUUGGCGACUUUGGAGAGUUGCCAAAGAGAGACACAGUGUUUUCCACCCAGCGCCCCCUCAUUCCUACCAGAAUGGGGGGCAGGUGUUGGGCGAUCUGCGGAUGAAGCUGCCCCCCCCCGGCCCUGGGGUGGUUGGGAGGAUGGUUACUUCCACCUCAUCCUCAAAAUAUCCUGCGCAAAAUGGUAGAGAUGUAAUCAACAGCCUCCGCCAUGGCAAGCCAAACCAGAAGUCUCCUUUUAUUUUCCAUAUCAUUCACUCCCAACAGCCUCAGCACUAAGAAGUAGAGUGAAUCUGUAUGGUAACUUUUUAUUUUAAUUUAGUAGUUAAAAGGUACAGUGACAUAUCUUCCCCAAUAAGUGUGUACAUAGGAUUGCAAUCCAAUAUAUAUAUUAUACAUUUUAGAAUUAUAUUUGGUCCUUGAGUCUGGAAUAUUUGAGUGCAUGAUUGAGUGCAAAUAAUCCAUGCUAUUACUAUAGAUAUCUUAGCAGCUAAUAAUUUACAUAGCUGACUUGCUGUUGAAUAUAGGCAACCUAACUUAUCUUCAUUCCCUGCCACCACAAAAUAUUGUGAUUUUAACCAGCAAUUGAGGCUGCAAAACUAUGUCCACUUUCCGAAGAGUAGGCUGCAUUGUAUUUCACUGGGAUUUGCUUCUGAAUAGAUAUGUACAUGACUGCACUGUGAAAGACCUAAUGCAAGCUAUGGCAGAAAGUCCAACUUGCAGAAAAAGAACUUACUUCAUUAAGUUUCAUGAGUGUCCCAUAAGUCUGAUCCAUAUAAAGUAGCAUGCUCAGAAAAUAAACAAAAGUCAGUGCUGGGGCAAUUGGAAAACUCCUUUAUGAGUUGUUGUUUUUAACAAAAAGAAAAGAAUGGGGUGGUUAGAACUGCAGACCUUGAAGGUUGUCCUCAGAUACUAUAGUGAUGCAAAUUAGACACUGUUGUAACUAUUUCUUAAACAUUAAAAACCAAUGUGCUAUACUAAAAUCUUGUUGAAAUAGCAUAGCUCAGAGUGAAAGGGAGGAAAGCUCAAUUUUUCCAUUGUGCAUUUCAGCUUGUGCCUACGCAGAAUGGCUCCCGGCUAACAUUGACCAUAAAUAGAUUAACUAGACUGUACACUAAGCAUUGCACAACUAAGGAAAAACUAAGCUGUUUAAAAUGAAUGAGAUUCCUGUUUCCUCUUGCCUUUUUAGAUUGCCAGACUGUACUAGUAUAAGCAGGAAUGGUAUUUUUUCUCAACACUCACCUUUAUAAAAAAAUCUUUCUAUAGGAAAUCAUGGACCGAAUUUAUAAGAACGUUAUGAGCAAAGUUCAAGAGAUGAACUAUAUCCAGAAAACACUAUUCAAGAUAGGAUAUGACUAUAAAUUGGAACAAAUAAAAAGGGGUUAUGAUGCACCUCUAUGUAAUUUGUAAGUAUAUUUCAUAUAUGUGCCAGUUAAUAUGUUAAAGCUACAAGUAAUUAUAUAGCUACGAGUAAUUAUAUAGGGAGCAGCAAUUGAGUAAAUGCGUUUCUACUAAUUUUGUAUUCUAAAGAACCAGUGCAAGAAGCACCCCAAAUAUGGUCCUGCUGCUGUACAUCCUCAAGUGUAUCUGAAUAAUUCUUACGUAGGGGUUAAUCUAUUGCACUUUAGGCUACUAUUCCAAUAUUAUCUAGGUUGCGAAACCUUUUUAACCUUUCUACCAGAUGAAACAUUUUUAGUGCUAGCACUCAACAAAGGGCAUAGAGUGGAAGUUAAAACCAUAAAGUUUUCUCCUGACAUUUCAGUGGGCUUUGGAUGAAUGCAUUGCGGUCAGAAUGUGCACAUUUGGAUUUGAACUGCACAGUCUAAAGCUGGUUUGAAACACAGCCAUUAUUAUUGGGUGUCAUGUAAAUAUGCCUCCAUUUAGUUUCUUAAAAAUGGGACGGCUAGCCACUGCUGUAACAAUAGGGCAUAAUCCAGAUCACAUUGUUUGUCAGGAAGGAGAUCUUGGAAUUGCACAUACUUGUUUAUUAAUGCUAGUUUCUUUUCCUUUAAGACUCUUAUUUAACAAGGUGAAAGCACUCCUAGGAGGGAAUGUACGCAUGAUGCUUUCAGGAGGAGCGCCCCUUUCACCUCAAACACAAAGAUUCAUGAACAUUUGUUUCUGCUGUCCUGUUGGCCAAGGAUAUGGGUUAACAGAAACCUGUGGAGCAGGGACGAUUACUGAAGGUAACAAUUUUGGGUUACAUCAUCUCUGUUUCCAGGAGGUCGGUAUGGUUUUCUGCUAAAUACCAUAUUUUUUGCUCUAUAAGAUGCACUUUUUCCCUCCUAAAAAGUAAGGGGAAAUGUGUGUGCAUCUUAUGGAGGGAAUGCAGGCUGCGCAGCUGUCGCUGAAGCCAGAACAGCAAGAGGGAUUGCUGCACAGCGAUCCCUCUUGCUGUUCUGGCUUCUGGGAUUCGGAAUAUUUUUUUUCUUGCUUUCCUCCUCCAAAAACUAGGUGUGUCUUAUGGUCGGGUGCAUCUUAUAGAGCGAAAAAUACGGUGAUUGAAUUAACUUUUCGCUGGUUGUUCUUUUAUCUAGUCUCUAUACGAUGCUUCCAGAGAAUCUGUUUGUUGAGCAUUCAUCUGAUUUGUUAUCUUAAAUGUAUGGGUAGGUUACACAAUGUUGCAUCAAGCAGUUGUUAUCUGAUGAUUUUCAGUCAUUUUCCCAUUGCUUUCUUUACUACAAAAGUCUUAUUUUGUUUUAUUUUGGAAGUGGGUUUGUUGCACAAGAGCGCCAAAUCCACUUGAAUUGCACUAGUUGAAUUUGCCUGUUUCUGCUUAAAUAUCAUCCACAAAACAGCAACAGUCUGGAAGCACCUAGAAUUUUAAAAUGGAAAAACUCUUUUGGCUGUUGUCUUAAAUCUUUUCUGAUUUUCCUCUAGUUUCUGACUACAGCACUGGCAGAGUAGGGGCUCCUCUAAUCUGCUGUGAGAUUAAACUGAGAGACUGGCAAGAAGGUAAGAGAGCACUGCAUGUCCAGUACAAAUUACAUCAGCACUUUCCAUUUUUCAGUUACUAAUAUAAUGCACGUAUAAACCCUGAAAAACUUACCAGUCAAACUUACAGACCAAUCCUAUACAUAUUUGUUCAGAAGAUAAUUCCAGUUGAGUUGAAUAGGGCUUGCUUAGUAAGCAUGUACAAGAUGGCUAUGUUAGCUGCAAUUGUAUGCUCACUUACUGGAAAUAAACCCCAUAUUUUUUUGGGGGGGGGUCCUUAAUUCUGAGUAACCAUGCAUAGGCCAGAGUUGGUGUCAUCUUCAUGCCUGUCAUGUAACAGGCUCAAUUGGCUUGGCAUUAAGGGGGGGGGGGAGCAUUUUAGGCAUUGGUCAUUCCUAAUAAAGGAUGGCAUUUUGUUGUCCCUGUGAAUUUGGUAUCUUGAUACAGUUAAUCAUUGAUGUUCACUUCUUCAGUACAGCAUUUUAUUUUUAUAUAGCUUUACUGCUUAUUUUUAUAGCCUGCUUUAUAGCUGCUUUGCUUUAUUUCUCAUUGAUUGCAGGAAAGCAAGAACUAUAAUUGUUAUUGCUAAUUAUUUUAUAUAACUUUUUCAGGAGGCUAUACAAACAGAGACCAACCAAACCCUAGGGGAGAGAUUAUAAUUGGUGGACCUAAUGUCUCAAAGGGAUACUUCAAAAAUGAAGAGAAAACAGCUGAAGAUUUCAUUGUUGAUGAAAAUGGUCAACAAUGGUUUUGCACUGGAGACAUUGGAGAGUUUCAUCCUGAUGGCUGUCUGCAAAUCAUAGGUACCUUAUCUUUUUUUCUGAUUGGACUGAAGUUUGAUACUUAAACAUUUAAUAUCCAAUGUGUGUCAUACUGGAGAAGAUCUGUAGAAAUCAGUGGACUUAAACAGGUUCCAUUUAUUUCAGUGAAUCUACUCUGAAUAUGAUUUGGUUGGAUUUCAAUCACCCAUUGUAUUAUGUCUUCCUGUUAUACAGGAGUGUGCUAUAUUAGAGCCUUAACCAAAUUCUGUCUUGCCGUACAUCUUAACAGAAAUUCUUUUAAUCUUGACUUUAAAUUUUAUGUAUACAUUUUUUACUUUGGCAUCGAACUCAUAGUAGAGUCCCUAUUGCAAAGGCAAAUCCCUUGUCACUUUGAAUAACAAAACGAAACAUCUGAUUGUAUAUUGAGCUUUCCCCUAACACAUGGUGUAAAUAGAAACAUUUAUCUGGGUGUUUGCUUCACAAAUGCAGUGGGACAUAGUUCUGAGUAAAGAUGUAUAGGAUCAAAUUGCAUGCUCUCUCUAAAGCACCAUUUCACCCAAUUAUUUCCCCAGAUCGCAAAAAAGAUUUGGUGAAGUUGCAGGCAGGAGAAUAUGUAUCGCUGGGCAAAGUUGAGGCAGCUCUGAAAAACUGUCCACUUAUUGACAAUAUAUGUGCUUAUGCCAAAAGGUAGGUUUGUAUGAAUUUGUGUGCUCAUAAAUUUGAUUUGCUGGUCUCUGGGAGGCUUUUAAAAAACCCAAAUUACUUUGAAAAGCAAAGUAGCAUAUUUAGUUAAAAUGAGCCUUGUUCUUUACUAUCUAAAGGCUUUCUUGCAUGACUAUAGAAUUGCAGGAGUGGAAAUUAGACACAGGGCUGCUUCAACAGGUUUGGAGCUGACACACAUGCCUUUCCCUAGCUCAGGUUACAGGUACAUUAAGUUGGCACAGAGAAACAGCAGCUGUUAACUCUCUCAUGGCUCUGGAAAGAAUUGCUGUAUUCCAAGUAGGUAGCACCUGAAUGUCUCCAGCAUUUUACAAGUAAAAAAUCAACCCUUUUUUUCUUCAUCUUUAGUCUUUAUAUAGAAAUGAGAUAAUUAACAGCAACAGACUUUUCCUAUAAGUAGUAGAAAAACAUGGGGCUGUAUUUUCCUUUUUGUUCUUACUAACACUUCUGUGUUGGAAUUGUGUUGAAUCUUACAUGCACUCCUUUUUUUCUUUUCAAGACUAUUAAUCAAACGUUGUGAUAAAUGAGUUGUCUCCAGUGGUUUAUAUCCAACUAAAUUUUACUUAGAGCUGACCUAUUGAAAUUAAUGAACCUUUCAGUUGUUGCCAUUAAUUUCAGUGUGUCUACUCUGAGAAGGACUAGCCUUGGAUACAAUCCACACUACAGAUUUGAAGGAUUGGAGUACUUUUAUAGGAGCAUAUAUUUUUUGCAAGCAAAGAAGUAUGAUUCUGGGUCCUGAAUGAAUUUCUCCUGCAUUCUUUUCUAGUGACCAAUCUUACGUCAUCAGUUUUGUGGUUCCUAAUCAGAAGAAAUUAACUGCUCUUGCUGAACAGAAAGGUGCAACUGGCAGCUGGGUGGACAUCUGUAACAAUCCAACAAUGGAAUCUGAAGUCCUGAAAGAGAUUAAGCAGAUGGCUAACAAAAGUAAGCAAACAGCUAUUUCUGGGUAUCAGAAUACCAUUGUAAUGAUACAAAAGUCAGACCUGAAACAAAAUGAGACAAUAGCAGGAGUGAAGGACCCUCUUUGGCGCAAGAGCCACAUUGAGCCCCACAAGCUUUCUAACUAGCCCUCAAGACUCUUCCAUGCCACUGCCUCUCACCCCAGGCCAUAUAUAGCCUUAUCGCCUAACCCCACUCAUACUUGGGGUGUCAGCCAUGCCUUCAUUUUGGGUUUGUUUAUUUUUAAAAUACACCCCUAGAAACCUGUUUUCCCCAAACAUAGUGACACUUUCUUCUUGUUUCCAUGCUCGUUCUGUUUCUUUGGGUGGCAGGCAGGAAAAGGUCUGGACAAACACUUUUUGGUUACUUGCCAUAGAAAGUGGGGGAUAUUGUGUGACUGAUUGAAAUGCUGCCUUUUAGGGAUCCAAUUUUCCCCUCCUCUCUUUCAUUUUAAAAGAAGUUGUACUGGAAUAGCCCAUGGAAAUUCGGUAUUCAGCUGUCCAGGACUGCCAUCCUUUCCAUUCCCAAGAUUCCAGCUCCUGGAUGCAUGCUGAAUACACAGCUUACUUGCAACAUUGCUGUGCUUCCUUUUACUUGAAACUUGCUGCGUGGUAUUUAAUGCUAUGAACUGUGCCAAGCAGUGUAAGCCUAGUACUCGAGCACUACAGCAUAGCUGAAUGUGUUGUGGGCAUAGCAAGAACUGUACUGCAAAGAGAAUUCAAAUUAAGAGUUUUAGGAAAUGGGAUCUGAUUAAAACCCGAAAGCAUUAGGAAUAAAUGCAAAAAUGGAUCCUGACCUGGGUUCUCUCUCAAAAUGUAGGGACUGGAUAUGCCAUAACUGUUCAAUAGAUUUAAAUAUAUUGAUUACCGGGGGUGGGGAACGGUCACUUAAAGUUAACUGGGCUGUGUAAGGGUAGAAAAAGCGGAAUUGCUUCUUGGGAUGCAGACAGCCCUUGGGAACAUCCUAAUUCAUUACUCUCCUGCCAUCUAGUGGCUAUAUGUACACCAUUUUUUUCUUUAAAAAAAACACACCCGCAAAACAUUUAGGCUUUAUUUAAUUCAAUUCAUUUAUUUUGCCUCAUAUUUUUAGCAAAAUUCUCAUAGCAGUUACCAAUCCAAGUUUAUAUUAACAUACUAUAAACAGUAGAGAAAAUAUUCUAAAACACCAGUUUAUACAGUAAUGUGUUGACAAAAAACAACAAUGAAAUGUAAUGAAAGAACAGUAUGACCAUUCCUUUACCCACAGGAUAACAAAAUUAGUAUGUUCAUAUGGGAACAGGCAGUCUUUUAAUAAGUACUUUCUUAGCAAAAACUGGUACAUUUUAAAUGGGAGCUUUUAAAUUAAUUUAUUCCACGUUGGCAGUUAACUCAUCAUAGCUUGCUUGUUCCUACAGCAAUAAAAACAAGUUGUUAACCAAUUGCUUUCCAGAAGUCCCAGUUUAAUUCAUUGUAAGCCAGAAUGGGAAUUCUUACUUGAAGAAGCACAACACACCGAAAUUAAUGUUUAUUACAUUCUGGCAAAAUAAAUAGCCUGAAUUUUAUUUCAAAAUUUGUUUAAAUGUCUUGUUAUAUUAUAAUGAUAAUUUAAAAUUAAAUAUAUUUAUUGAGUUACAUUCCUGCUCACACUUCAGAAAAGCAGCACAUGAAGCUCUGCUUUCUUAAAUUAAUUUAUACCAUACUUUUCUAUAUUACCUUGAAUUGAUCCUGUAAACAAAUUAGCAACCAGUGAAGAUGUCUAAGGAUUGGCAUAAUUUGAUCUGAUCCGCUGGCUCUGGGAAAAAGCUUGGAAGUACAGUCAUACCUCGGGUUAAAGUAACUUCAGGUUGAGCAUUUUUGGGUUGCGCUCCACUGCGACCUGGAAGUAACGGAACGCGUUACUUCCGGGUUUCGCCGCUCGCACAGAUGCUCAGAAUGAUGUCAUGCACAGAGGCUGCGAAUCGCGACACGUGGAGACGUGGGUUGCAUUCUGCUCUGGAUGCGAACGGGGCUCCGGAACGGAUCCUGUUCGCAUCCAGAGGUACCACUGUAAACAAAAUGCUUUGGAGGUUUCUGUAUUGAGUAACCAAUAUGCAUAUUUACAUUUAAAAAAAAUAAAUAAACUAAUAUUCAUAUAGUCUAGUCAGUUCCCUGGUGUUCCUUGGAACAUUAUCGGUGAGGGGUUCUUCAGUGAAAUUAGCAGCAAUGAGUGAUGUUCACUUAAAAAAAAAAAAAACUACUGCAAUGUGCAGCUGCAGGAAUGUCUUGGAAAUAUUCUUAGUCACAUGUGAGUAAAGCCCAACAGACUUGACCUGAAAAUGCAGAAUCUGCUUCAGUGCAUGAGGUUUCCAUGGCAGACAUUCAGGAGAGCAGUGAUGAACAAACAUCUGUGCUAAGAGUUCCUUGAAGCUUGAAAAUCAGUGUUGUUUCCUGUGUUAAUCUAGGCAGUAAAAGCUCUCUCUUUACUAGACUUCACACAGUUGAAUAUUUUGUGCAGGCCAUGUUCAUGAGCACACAUCAGUUGAGUAUUAAACCACUGUCAUGUUUCCUAAUCUCCAUUUUUCACUCUCCCAAAUUGAUCCUGCAGUGAAACUUGAAAGAUUUGAAAUACCAGUCAAAGUGCGGUUAAGCCCAGAGCCCUGGACUCCAGAGACUGGGCUAGUCACAGAUGCUUUCAAAUUGAAAAGGAAAGAGCUGAAGAACCAUUACCUCAACGACAUUGAGCGAAUGUAUGGCGGUAAAUAAUCUCCACACAUCGGGAGUCAAGAUGUUGUGCAGGAUUCCUUCUAAAACAAAGCAACAAAUGUCAUUCCCCAAACGUUGGCUAUAAUUAUAAAUGGAGAAGUGGCAUUUUGUGAAAUGGAUGAAAGCUACACUUCAUUUUCAAGAAGGAACAAUACUGGCUUCCUGAACUGUACUUUCAAGAUGCUGUCCAAAUGACUGACCCACUGCCGUAGUUUCAUUUGAUCACUCCCAAUAAAGAAUGGUUGUGUCCAUAUGAAACUCCCUCACUGGGUAAACCAUUGUUUUUAUCUUUUUGUAUUCUGGCUUCCCUUACUCAUAAGGAAUUAAAUCAUCUUUAAUAAUUUCACUAUGAUGAUUUUCAAGUGGAGGAAAAAAUGAGCUUGUAUUUAAUUUAUGUGUUGUAUAUGGAAAAACUGAAGAAAGAGUAAGCAGAAUGAAGCUUAUACUUUCCAGAGUGCUGCUCAUAAAUCUGCAAUCUCAGGUCCUUUGGUAGAGAAAGUAGUUUCUUUUAAUUUGACUGUCAUUAUGUAGAGCUAAAAGACAGAAAAAGAUGUUUCUCUCUUGAAUGCUACUUUCACAUAGCCAAAAACAGAUCCACAAUGAUCCUAGCAUGCAUCUGUUUUGCACCAUGCGUGUGUUUGGUAAACACACAGCAAUUUAGUUUAUUAAAAUGUAACUGAUCAGAUUUUUUUGGAACAGAAAUGUUGCCACAGGGUACUGUGGGGGUUUUUUGAUAGUUAACUGAAUACACAUUGAGUGCAGUUGGCCAUAGUUUAGGCUCCUAAAAAGCACACUUUAGCUGUGUGGAAAUACUCUGGAAGAAGAGACACCUGUGGUACUUUUUAUGGUAUUAAAGACCCAGUUUCAUUUUACCCUACACUGAAUAACUGUAAAACUAGCUUCUGCCCUUUAUUGAUAACAGACCACAUCAUUCGGUUCAUGAAUUUAAUGUGGACGGGGCAAAGAAUGCACUACUGAUGAGAUAUUCUGCUUGCCAGUAUUUCAGUGUUUUUAGUGUCUAAAAGGGAAACAAGUACACUUGUACAGUGUACACUUGUACACAAGUACAGAGCUGAUCUGUAAUCCAUAUUCAGAUGCAUCCUAUCUGUUCCUUAAGGGUUGUGUCCUGUACUAUCACAAGGAGACUCCCCCUAUUCAAACACCAAAGGAUCUAAAAAUCCUUUUCUAAAUGAUGACAAGUUCGUGAUCUUUACCACCUCCAACACUACGCUGACUUCCAAUGAUAACGCAGCAUCCAUAAGUUUUCAGAUUAUUAGCACACUCCCUUUGAAAUCAAUGGGACUAAACAAGUUUGAUGGCUACAGUAGUCUCUGUUUUCUUAAGCAUACACUUUUACUUACUAAGUAUGGUGAAUUGGGAUCUCUGCCUGCUCUUCCAAGCACAUCAACACCAGAAAUUAAGUCCUAUGGGUUUUUAUGUUAUUUUUCCCCCUCUGAAAGGGCAUUUCUAUUUCUUUUAAUACACCACACAAGUCAUAUGUAAAAGCUUAAUUUUGUAUUUGUGAGUGAUGAAUUUGGUCUUUGGAAGUUUUUGUUUGAGGAUGUGUUUAAAGGGAAAAUACUGUAUUUAAAACUUCUGUUUUGUGAAAACGUUUGUUUAAAAACUGGAAUUCUUGGUGUGUUGAGAAGAGAGUAAGGCAGCAACUCUCCUGUAUUUUGUGUUUUGUGUACUGCAUUCAGCUGUCUCUUACUUUUUCCCACCCCCUUGAGUUCAUGCUCUGGACUUUUAUAUCCUUGCUAGCAGUUCACACUUGAAUUAGAAAUGCUGUAAGAUGUGGCAAUUCUUGAUGCUGUUCUAUUUUGCACUUUUUUCUUAAUACCUUUUUAUACAUUGCUUCCAGUUUUGUACAGCUGUGACCCUUGAUUGCAAUGUGUCAUACUUUGACUUGGCUCUAAAAAUAUUUAUAAGAUAGAUUUCUUUUAUUCAUAAUAUUUAAGUGUGUAUAUUAUGGUCAAAAGAAAACAAUCCAGUAUUGUUUCUAAAUAAUGAAGGGAUUUUUGUAUGAAAUGUUGUUCCUGUACUCAAGAUUUGGGCAAGAUUUCCUUCUAUGAAGUGUAUGUGUGGGUCAGUCAACCUUCAGAGCAACAACAAAUCACCAGUUUCAGUUAUUGUCAAACCUAUUGAGCCAUUGUUCUGGCCAGAACUAGCUCUUCUGUCUUUAAGGACCAAUUUUAAUUUUUGAGGCACAAGGAUCGUUUAGACAAUUUUUCAACCAUCAUUCUCCCAUCAAACCAGCACACUGCCAAUUGAACUUGUCAAGUCCAAUCUGAGGGCUGCUAAUGUAUGACGAGUCCUACAUUGGGACCAGAAAAACGCCUCUUGGUAGCUCCUCACUAAACACAUACACUUGUUUACAUAAACAGGAAAUCCUUCCUCUAUUGAUUAGGGAUCCCCUCCCCCGAGCUCAUUGUUGAAGUCUACUAUAUUCAGUAUGUGAUAAAAAUUGCUCUUUCUUAGACACAAAUUUGCUAUAUUGACUUCGUCAAACACGACAAAUCUUUAAACAACAAAUGUAUGGAGUUAAUAGCUGUUGUGUGCUUUUAAAUCUUAACAGCAGCUUGUGGUGUUUGUUUAGAAUGCACUGAGUAUAUCUCUGACCUAUAUAGUCUCUUUGCUCUGGUGUUACUGUGGCCUUUAUUGACUAACCUCAUUUUUGGUAUUCAUGAAGAUAUAUUUUUAAAAGUUCCCACUGUGAAAGUCUCGCAGUUUUCUUCCACAGCUUAAGACUCGUCAUAGUUGUUUUUUGUUUUUUGUUUUUUGUUUAAAGUCAAGUCCAUAUAAGAUUCACAUGACUUUCUAUUACAUAAAAUACAUUUACAGCACAAUCCUUUACAUUUCUAUCCAGGAGUAAGUCCCAUUGAGUUCAAUGGAACUUACCUGCAGGCAAGUGAAUAUAGCCUUAACUAGGUUAUGCAGCCCCUGCAGCUUACAUCCUAUGUAAUUACUGUAGACAAACUAGUGAGGGAACACAUUCUGUGGAACUCAUUUGUUUCCAGUUUUCUAACCUCCAUAAUAUGAAUCCCUGCAUACCAGUAAACUUUCCCAGCAGCUACAGAUGGACUGUUACAUAAUUUUUAGAUACCGCCUACAUUUUCAUAUCUUUGUCUUGGAAUGAAAAAUAUUCUAGGGCUUUAGCAAGAAACUGCAGAGAGAUAAACAAGAGUGUAGGUUUUUUUUCCUUUUAUGGAACCAGAAGUAGGCAGAGCCCAGGUGAUGGUACUACAAAUAGAGGUCCCCCCUGUAUCCAAUGCCUCUAAGGCUAUGAUUUGCAUGAAACAGUAAGCCAAGCUUUAGCAAAGUACUUUUUCCUGCUGUGCCAAACUAAACCAAGAUUUGGUUUUACCAUGUCAGCUGAAUUGAUGUUUAAGUUCUCUCACUAACCACAAGCUAAAGUCAGGGUUGUUCUUGGGUAUAGCUUGCUGUUACCGCAAGAGCUUAAAUACAAGUCCCCCAGUUGGGACAACACACUAAGCCAAGCCUUGGCUUAGCUUGGCCUAUAUAGAAAAUAGUAGAUGGGAACAAAGAAGCCGCAUGCUUCUCUGCAGGAGGCUGCACAUUUACGUAGUCUUGCGAAACUUGUUUGGCUUACUAUGUUGCGCAAACCAGGUCAGUCGCUGAUUGGAAGGCUCCUUUUUGUCACUGGAAAAAGUAUGAAAUAAGCCCUAAAAUCUUCCUAAUUUGAUGCUGGGAUAGCUGGGAAGUGAGAGUAGACAUCAAUAAAUUUGUCCGUUGAGUUGCAGAUUUG
Messenger RNA from Podarcis lilfordi (Lilford's wall lizard), 47572 nucleotides. NCBI's taxonomy places the organism in Eukaryota, Metazoa, Chordata, Lepidosauria, Squamata, Lacertidae. The record is from the annotation of a GenBank genome assembly.